AUGGCAGAAAAUCCCAGUACGUUAUUGCGGAUAAUUGUGCUUCUUAUUACAGUGGGGUGUUUAUCAGCCAAAAGGUAAGCUGGUAGAGACCAGGUUGUACAGAUUGACUGUGAUAUUUUGCUGUUUGGAUUCCGUUUUAGACGUCAAUGUGUAAUCGGCUCUUGUUCACGAGUGCAAUCAGCGAAAACUUGCUGAAUGAGACUGAAAAUGGAUACUUACGUUGUUAAUGAACUUGAAAAGUGCUGGCAAUGUUAGAUCACGUCAGUCGGAAAGGACAAAUGCUUAUUCACCGAGUUUGGCUGCGUUCAGUUAAAAAGUGGAAAAUGUUGAAAAAUGGUUAUAAUAAGUUUGAAAAGGUUUCCGUUGGUGGCCCUCUGAUUUUAAAACCCAAAGGCUCGGUGAAGUCAGUGGUAGAGUCUGCAGGAGCAAAUCUAUCGGAAUGGCCGUGUAUAUAACUGUUUUGUUUAGUUAAAAGGCGAAAGGCCAUAGAUAGAAAGUUUAAUAUUUCUAAGUUUUUCUCAAAAAGUAAACGUGCGAGGUUCGACGAGUUUCGUUUUUUACUUUUUGGGAAGCCGUGCAGAUCUUCAUGAUCAAGUGAGAUUUAUUUAGUUUCUUGCAAACCAGACACCUGAAAAGAAAGUGACCGUGUUUCAUCGCUUAAGUGCAAGUUAAUUUUAGAGGAAGCAAACAAUGUUUUCUUUGAUCAAUUUGAUAUCAAAAGCGGAAGCUAGCAAUAUCUCCUUUGACUUUUGAUUUUGCGUUUGAAAGGUUUCCUGUAUGACUCGCUUCAUGCAAAGUAGCCUGCGAUCAUGCCCUCUCCCAAAAAAAAGAUAAAAUAAAAAAUAACGCCUGAUCUCAGGUUACAUGCAAAGCCACAACUGAAACAUCAGUCGGACUCGGAAAGCAAAUUGAAAUUUCAUUAUCUUCCUCUUGGCAGGUUUUCUAUAAUGGCACCAAAUGUGUUCCAUGUUGGGGUCAAAGAGCAAGUCUCGAUUACGUUGUUUGACUCUGGGAACUCUGUGAAUGUACAGUUGUAUCUACAGGACUACCCACAUAGACGAAAGACAUUCUCCCGCAUUCAAGGACGAGUGGAUCAAGGUAAAAAUAAUCAAAUAACGCCUCAAAUUAUUUAACAGGAUUUUAAAAUUAAAAGGAAAAAUAUAGCAAUAAUUCAUUGAAAUAACUGAACAUAUUUAGUUACUAGGUCUGAAAUUUAAAACCUGGAGGGAGUUGGAGUCGCAGUCGUAAUCAGAAGAGUAGAUGUUUACGAUCUAGUGAAAACAGCGUUCUGAUUCUGCUUACGACUCCGUCGUUUACGAUCAAGUGAAAACUGGGUCGUCGGAGUCGCAAGCAGAAGCGGAAGAACUAGAUCAAUCACAGUAUUUAAAAAUACUUGAUCUUGUCACACUACUGGACAUGCGUAGUCGUUUAAGGGCAGAACAACUGUAUUACUCUAUACAUACAAACGCAAAGCCGGAAUGUUUCACUUUUUCAGUAAAGUUUAAUUAGAUCAUAGUACCUUACAAAGAUGAAAGUUUAAAUAAAUGUAAUAAUGAGAAAAGUUUGUUUCGAAUUUUUGCUCUUGUUUGAAUUUAUCCGGCGGGGUUCAAAUCCACAUGUAACUUAUCAUAAGCACCGGAGCUGCUUUACAACCGCUUUCAUAUCAUAGUUUUCGUCCUCGUCUUUAAACUACACAACUGUACUGUUACAAGUGCUGCUAACCUUAAAGGAUUUCGAUAUAACCCCAAUUUUGCAAAUUUUCAAAAUGUCAUGUUGUUUGUUUUUGUUUUAUUGUUCUUUUCUUUUUUAGGAGGCAAUAUUUUCCUUCCAGUAAAGGUAAGGGCGGAAUUCUUGUUAGUAUGUGUAAUCAAAUGGUGACGAGUAAAAUUAUUCCCUAAUUUCACGAGUAUACCAUUUGAUUACCUAUUAAUAUCAUGGGUGGCGAAUUACGUUAGCAAUCUUGGAUUUUUGACAUGUUUAUACUGGAUCGUAUCGAUCGAGAACUCCACUCUGUCAAAUGUUUAGACCUUAAAUUUGGCCUAUAAAGUUCAGAAUUUGUCAGACUUUUUCAACAAAAUACCUGUCAGAAUCCUUCUUAAUGUUCUCUUGUGUGUUCAGGUUUUCUAAAGCGUCUUUUUGUGCCCUGACAUCUUCAUUCACGGCAUUUUAACUUCGUCGCCAUCUUGACACUGAGACGUACGGAAGGGUUGCCAUGGUAAUUUUGUAAUUUCACAUGUGAAAUUACAAAUUAACGCUGAAAUUUCGCGCCAAAAUUAAGGAGUAAUUCGUCACCUAUGAUAUUAUAAAUAAAACACGAUAUUUUCGUAAUUCGGGUUUAUUUAAUCUAUUAACUCAAAUUUAUUUAAAACUAAAACUUGGAAAAUACGCCGCUUAUCUCCAAUUACAAAAAGUUAAAUGCAAGAACAUGUAAUCGCCUGACUUACUGGCGGCAGAACCUGCAGCUCGUGGGUAUAAGUGAAUACAAAUCGAAAUGAAAUGGCUGCUUCCGCGAGCGGGUAACUAUAAAGCGAAUCCUGCAUGUGUUCUAAAUGGUUACCCAAACGGGUAAGAAGGUUUUAGUUCUCGCCCUCGGGGGAUACCCCGCGUUGGCCCUGUAAGAAACCAGUUCUCUUGAACAUGUAAUGAAUCCUCAGCCUCGUUCUUCUUUUUUUUUUUGUUGUUUGUAAUUGCCAGUUUUUGUUGUGUCCUUUUCAUUGACCUCGACCUCGUCUCAUCUCGACCUCACGGCUUAUACGAUAACGCAUCUAAUUAUUCAUAACUACUAGUUUCAGCCACUUAGAACACUCACAAUGUUAAAUCAUCAUAGUUUUGCGCAUAUUAUAGGUAGAAACCGGAGACCUGCCAGAUACCGCGUCUGUGGAUAAACAGUACGUAUAUCUGGUAGCCAAGUCGGAUGACGCACAUUAUCAGUUUCAUAAGGAAGCCAAGAUUCUUCUGAGCUAUCGAGACGGGAUGGUGUUCAUACAGACGGACAAACCAAUCUAUACCCCAAAACAAAGGGGUAAGAAGUGCGACGAGCCUGAUUUUUCUUAAUAGUUUUUCACAUUUUUUACGCGUGUGCAGCGGCAAUUGCUUGCAAAGACCACAGGCAGAUACAACUGCAAGUGUGUCACGCCUUGUGGUGCAGUUGGACCGUCCAACCACGUGUUAAACAAUUGUUAGUUUUGUUGAAUUUUGACUUAGGUAUUCUGAGGAGUUAAAUACAAUAUCUUAUUUCUUACAUCAAUCAGAAAAAGAAAACUAGACAAAUCCAGUGGACGGGCCUAUGUUCUAGCUAUGGUUUUAAGAGCUAACCGUAUGGGAGUUUCCACGAAAAUGUUAUCUUUCACCCUAAAAUUGUAAAAUUUCGUAGAAAUACCCACAAGCUCAUGCUCACAAGAAGGGUGGAGCUUGAUGAGCGCCCUCGUUCCUUUCUCUGAAAGAUUUCAGACUUUCCAGUGCAAGAGGAGAGUAUCUUGUCAACACCCCCUCCACCCACCCAAUUGUAAAAUGAUGUUCCGUCGUCCUUAGCUAGAUGGGAGAGGCCUUAUGCUAUUGAGGUACUCGUCGAGGCAGACCCUUAAAAACCUCUUUGACGCUCUGACAAAGUGAAGUUGUACGAUCCAGUGUUGAGGAAAAGUAACGAACAAAGAUCAGUCCUGAUUACAGUUCAUUACAAUGGUUGUGUUUUAAAAAUAAUCUUGUCAAUUGAUACUUUUUUGAUUUCUUUCCAGUCAAAUUUCGAGUAAUUCCUCUUGAAUUUGACAUGAAACCUUCACGACGAAAGGUGAGUCGUUUUACUAACUUCACAACAUCAUGAUUAAAAUUCCAAUGUCUGCCUCUUUUUUCUUUUUCUUUUUUGUCUUUCUUUUUAUCUUUUUUUAAAAUUUUGUUUCAAUGAUCAAUCUUGUCUUGUCCAUUCUCAAUAUAUGAUAUUUAAUGAUUGCGGAGCUCUCGCACGCUUGAUGCGCGUGCAGCGGAACACCAUGGAUAAGAAAAUUUCCUUAUCUAUGCAUCCGAGAAAUUUUGGUAGUGACUUGUAGUCACGUGGACAUUCGUCCGUCCGUCCGCCCUCUCGUUAGUCCCCACCACAAGCAUACCAAUAUAUGUAAAAGAAAAACUCAAUCAACAGGUAUGGCAACCCAAAUGCAACUCGAGAUUUUUUUUGGCGGGAUAUAGCGUGGCCACCCUCGCCUUGUGAAGCAGAGACAGCAGUGAGCUUAAGCAACAACAACGGCAAAAAGGCAAUGGGUUUAGAUUAGUAAAGCAAUAACUCUGCACGUGCAUCACGCGUUUUUGUAAAUUUGUUUACCGACACUGCACGAGUACGACGUGAAACUUCGUAAUUUCACGUUUUAUACAGGACGUGAACGUAAAACAACUAUUUCCUUUUUCUUUGGUAGUUGUGAACUUAGAGACAUUCCUUUAGAGUUCAACUCCUAAAAAAAUUGCCAAUAUUUAGCAAAUUAAAAGAGUUUGAAUGAGAGCAAUAAAGUUUGAAACAGCGCGAAUUCAGUUUUCAGGUGACGCCUUUUGCUGCUGUUGCCGUCGUCGUUGCUUAAGCUCCCUAAUUAAAGAGUCAAUAAAGGCAAAACAGAAAGCGGAAACUGUUUCUGUAUCCGUGUUAUCUCGAGUAUUAAGCUUAGGUUAACUCUGUCAUGUCCCCAAACUUUGAAGAUAGAGAAAACGAGAAAGUAGGCGCCAAGCUAGCGAAGCUCAACGAGAAAAAGAGCGACAGAGAGCUAGCUAGAGCGAGAGAUAUUCAUACAAAGGAGGCGAAUUUCGUUGGAAGAACAACAUGAAAAGUUCAUAGCGGCGCUGAGAAAAUGAGAAAUGCUAACGGGCAUCAAGGUGAAAAUGAGCGGCUGUGAAAAAAUGGCGAACAGGAACACAAGCAGCAAAAUUUUUGUGAGCACAAUAAAAUGUGUAACUAGGAAGUUUCAUGUUGCAACAAUAACGGCAAAUAAAUGUUCGAAAAAGUGUGCUGCGCGUACAAAAUUGUGUUUUUUGCUAAGUAGACCUGUUGAUUUUUUUGUCGUUCUCGUUGCCGUCGCCGCUGAGCACUACACGAUUUUAUUGUUUGAGUAAAUUAUAAGUAUAAAUAUAAUAAUAAAUUAUUAAUUAUUAUUUAAUAAUUAAGUAUAUUAACGAGAACUUCGCUUUUAGCCCUGGCUAACUCUAUAAUUAUACUAUGAUAUUGGAUAAUCUAAUGCGGGAUUAUGUCUUGUCUUUCAUUUUUCAAUAGAUUACCGUUGUGGUUCAGGUGAGUCCCUUUUUUAUUACUAUUCCUUUGUUAAUGGGUUUGUUUUCUUGCGAUUUCAUUCAGUUGAAUUCCUUGCUUUAUUGCGUUUUAAUAAUUUGAUUUGCUGGCCACCUACAGAAUCCGCAAGGAAUCAGAGUUCAACAGUGGAAGGACCUAGACCCAAGCACAGGUUUGAUUUGGCUUCCUUCAUAUUUAUUCACCAACAUUUUUGUUUGCUUGCUCAGUACCAUGGCCCAAGCCUUUGAGCGAAAGCGAGGCUGGAUUUGACAAACCUUUGUCCCUUAUUUGAAGAAAUCAUGCUGAACAACGCAAAUACCAUUUAACAUAAAGCCAGCUAGUGUCCAUAUAAUCGUCCGCGUUAUCUAACUAUCUCUAUCUAGUAUCUCUACCUCUACUCGAAGCAUUGAAUUUUGGAGGAAAGAAAAGACGACUGGCAAUUGCCUGACCAUAUUUUAGGGAGGGCUUGGCCGAUCGACUUGAACUGGACGAUUACAUGGAGUUUAGGCUUAGAACAAUGGGAGUUACUUACACCGAUCCACAAUGAACCCCAGCCUCGGUCAAUUCAUUCCGUUAUAGUCCUUUCAUCCACUUGCCCUGACAACUGAAGUUUCGGUUAUCCUUUGUAAAACUAUAAUCAUAGGGGUUUUCAUUGGCAGGAUUUGUCUGUGUGUAAAUAAAUAAUAACAGGCGAUUGUUCGAAAGUUGGAUAGCGCUAUUAUAUCCAUUACAUAACUAUUAAGCAAACUUAAGUGUUAUACCCCAGCCCUUCCUUUGAAUUAACAACAGUGGGGUUAGGAAGAUAAAAGUUCCAAACAUUCGGAUCAAGGUGUUCCCUAUUGGUGAAUGAAUUAGACAUUAAGUUUGAUAACAAUUCCAUUGAAUUAGUCUUACCAAGAAUUUAUUAGCCUUUUUCGUAUAAUAAUCCAGAUAUUGCUAAAUUUUCUUUUCUAAACGCAGAGCAAAAGUUAAUUUCAUGAAACAUAAAGUAGUGAUUAUAACACGGAUUCUUUGGUGUUGUAUAUAAUUGCUCCUGACCUUUGUACUUGGGUUUUUCAUUCAGGAAUUAUAUCAAGGAUCUUAGAUUUACAAGACUUUGUCCUUUUGGGUAACUGGACGAUAACAGCUACCUACGGACAUAAGGUAAGUCGAUCCACCACUACGAGCACAUGCAGCACAAGCUCAGUAUGAGAGUUAAAUCAUUUUAAUCAUUAAAAUACGUGUGGUCCGUAGAAGAAACUCAGGGGGUAAAAGAAAUCGCAAUUCGAGACCACACGUAUUAAUGAUUACACUCUCAUACUGAACUUGGGCUGCCUGUGCUACAAGAAGCCUACCUUAAGAAGACAAAACACGUAAACGCGCGCGCGCAAGACUUCCCUUUUCCGCGUGAAGUAAGAGAAAUUAGAGAGAUUAAGAUUCAUGUUUACGCCAAACGGCAAACGUGAAUUUGUACCACGUGACCAGGUUUUUCAAAUAUUUUUCGUUUACUGUUUAUUGCUUCUACACAAAAAUAAGUAGUUUUAUGCCAGUUUUGUCCACAAGAAUCGUUCUGGACUGUUUUUACCUGCUUAUUUUCUAUUCUGAGAAAUUCUCAACUGACGUUUGCCGUUUGCCGUGUGCCGUAAACGUGAAUCUUAAUCUCUCUAUUAAAUAAGAGCCGUUUGCGCGCAGGUAAUUGCCAUAAGUAUUUUCCAAAUCAAUGGCUAGGAGUUUUCGCGCGUUUUGAUUGGCUUCCGUAACUCGGACUAUCCUUGGCUAUUCACUGUUCUAGUGUGCGAUUUUUAUUGAAAUUUCUAAAAAGCUCGGUAAAAAUCACUCGACAAAGCAUUGAAACACGAUCAAUUAAAACGUAGACAAUGUUCAUACUAAGUGACACCUUUUAUUUACAAACAUAACUUUUUCAUUUUUUUCCAACUAAUAUGGUAAAUAUUAAAGCAACUAACUCCCCUAUCUCACGUAUGUAUACCAAGAGGUGAAACGUCGAGGUAUAUAUCCAUGAUAUUCUCCUACCCUUUGAGGGAUAGUUGUAUAUUUUGAGGUUAACUGGUACUGGGUGGAUGUCGUGUUGAAUUGCACCAUGCGAUUCAAGUGGGUGAGUCAAUCUUCAAUUGCGACAAAAUUAGUUGACUUACUUUACCCGAGAGAGGCUUUUUGACGUGUAACCGACUUUAAACUGAGGGGAACUGUAAAGCUUUUCCUCCCCCAUCCCCUCCAUGCAAUGUUUGUGCCACUGUUCGAGCUACCUGCGGAAAACAACAAACACCCCAACUUUGUAUGGAGGGGAGGGGGGAGGGUUGUGCAUUCUUUUGUCCUCUGAAAUGACCCUAUUUGAGUACAAAGUCUCAACAAUUACUGUCGCCGAUUGUUGACUCAGUUUCCAGUUGUUUCUUGGUGUUGUGCACGGAUCCGAUCGCCAAAUGAAGUAUUUCAAAAAGGAUUCAAACGACACUGGAUAAAACCCACGCAGGGUUCACACAGUCUUCAAAAGUCCUUGAAUUUUAGGAGAUGUCCUUGAAAAGUCCUUGAAUUUUUUUCAGCUUUGAAUGUAGUGGCCUGGAAAGAGUUUUUUUUAUGCUUUUUGGUUGUCCAAGAUGGAAUAUAAAUCAUAGCUCAGAGAAUUCAAAGGUUAUACAUAAAGUGCUCCAUGUUUUACGCAAUAAUUAACUAUCAAUUUAAGGCAAGUGAACUGAAAAAUGUUGAGAAGUUGAUGAAGCAAACAGUGAAAGCCUUAGAGUCUUAUUAGAAUGGUCUGGGAAUGUGCAUUUUCGUACAAUCUGUGAAAUUAUAUUCCUAGUAAGUGGUCCUUGAAAAGUCCUUGAAAAAUGGUUGCAAUUUUUUGUAUGAACUCAGCCACAGCACAAAACAAAAGUGAACCAACAAUAGUUUCCACAACACCGCGAAGAAACACCACAGUUCCCUGUAAAACUGUCUUAAUGGCCAAUAAAAGAAGUGAUAGGGUACCCCUACAGUGCUAGUCUGCUACUCAGCCGUUUUCAGUGUCGUCACGCAACGCUCCUCCCCAAAAGGAACGGGAGGAGAAGGAACGUUGCGUGACGACACUAAAAACGGUUGUGUAGCAGACUACUGUUAAUAGUGCUUCCAAGACAACGCUUACUUAGAGAAUGGCAAGAAAUGUUAUUGCUUUUAUAUGUAUGACCAUUACUUCCCUGUAAGCGUUUUGUUAAUUCAAUUGCUCCAUUCUAUUUUUAUUGUACUUUGCUUCUUUUCUUCUAGGAUAUUCAUAAUACUUCUGUGCAGUUCGAAGUAAAGGAAUACGGUAACUAAUGAAGUCUUUUUCACAGGGAUCCCAAGGUCGAUACUUAAAAAUUAUUCCUCUAGCCCGAAUGGGCUCUGAGUCAAUGGCCCAUUCGGCCUUCGGCCUCAUGGGCUAUUGACUCAGAGGCCAUGAGGACGAGAGGAUAAUUGUUUUAGUAAAAAGCAACUAGUUGGUCAAAAAUAUCGAUGUAAAACAACUGUAGACUUAAAUGUUCAUAUGAAUUUAUUCCAAGGAGAUUCGGACCAAAGAUUCGUUACAAGGAUCUGGUUAGACUACGAAAAACAAAACGAGUGUGAAUAAAAGGAACAAAGAUGAAAAUACUUAGCGACAACAUACUUACAGGAUUUGAAGGCUCGAAGGAAACGUGAAAAGACUUUAGGCCGUGUAAACGAACAGAACUCGACUAGAACUUUACCUCAAGAUUUUCGAGCGAGCACAUGUCCCAGACCAUAAUAUUACAACGACAUAUAAAUGACGUAGUUCUUCUACCAGUCCCGCGCGGGCUAAAGACGGGAAAAACUUAACAGAUACAAGAAGAACGUUUUGAAACCUACAUUCCGGCCCCUAAAAUCGUAGGCAAUAGCAAAGGAUUUUAAAGGAAACUUGACCGAAACAAAACGUUAAAUCUAACAGUUCUCCAAACAUAUACAAAGUUCGGAUCAUAGUUCAGUUCAGCACUGCUUCAUUCCCUCUGACAUCUCCACUGACUCCAGGAGAACGAUCUUAUCGACAGGGCGAUCAUAUUGCGAGGUUCUGGUCUUCACCGUUACACUCCUCACAUGUUCAUCAGUGCUGUUCUUGCGCACACUGAUAAUCCGACCAAGAGGCCAAGAUGAUCUCGGUACUCUAUCGUCGACCACAAGUACUAUGUCAUCAACGGCGAAGUUCCUUGACGGAUAAGUCCAUUUCUGCCUCUCUUGCAACUGUGGCAAGUACUCUCUAAUCCAUCUACGCCAAAACACGUCGGCUAAAUAUUGAACUUGGCGCCAUCUUCUUCGGGAAUAGCCAUCCUCUUUCCUGAACACACCUGGGGGAAGUCUUGGGCCUGACCGUAGCAACAGCAAAUGACUCGGCGUGAGAGCUUCAGAAUCUGACGGGUCAUCAGAUGACUUCGUUAUGGGACGCCCAUUAACAAUUGACUCCACUUCACACAUGAGGGUAGUCAACCCUUCAUCAUCCAGCGGCUGUUCCUUCAUAAGUGCAACAAGAAUCUUUCUGACAGUUCUUAUACAACGUUCCCACACGCCACCGAAAUGGGACCCCGAUGGUGGGUUAAACAGCCACUUGACAUUUCUUUGCAAGAGGAACUCAUGGAUCUGACUCUUGUUCCAACCAGAGAUAGCUUCUCGGAGUUCCUUGCACCCGCCAACAAAAUUUGAGCCGUUGUCCGACCUCAUUACUUCAGGAACACCUCGCCUUGCGAUAAAGCGGCGCAUGGAGUUCAAGAACGAAUCAGUGUCCAUACUCUGGGCGACUUCCAAGUGUAUGGCUCUGGUCGCCAAACACGUGUACAAGACUCCAUAACGCUUAACUUGACUUCUAGCCCUCUUGACCCAAAACGGACCGAAACAAUCAACGCCUACAAAACUGAACGGGGGUUUGUUAGGUGUGACUCUGUCAGCAGGAAGAUCGGCCAUCUUCUGAGUUUUAAACGGAGCCUGUCUUCGCCUACAGCUAAAACAACGGUUUACAACUCUUCUCACCGCGACUCUUCCUUUGAUAAUCCAGUAACUCUUUCUGAUCAAAGAGAGCACAUAUUCUUGACCAGAAUGCCCAGAAAGCAAGUGAUAAUGCCUGACGAUCAAAUCUACAACAUGAUGUUUCUUAGGCAGUAUUACAGGGUGUCUUUGCUCCUGUUCAAUUGGUGCAUGCCUCAAUCUUCCUCCCACACACAGCAGGUCAUCGCGCAACUCAGGAUCCAACUUGGCGAUUGAACUUGAUUUCUUGACGGAACCUGUUCUUCUGGCUCGGACUGAUUUCUUGAGCUCAACUUUUGAUUCUUUACCUUGCAGACACACCAACUCUUCUCUAAAGCAUUGCCUUUGUACAUACUUCAAGACUUCUAUCUCAGCAGAGUGCAUUUCUUCUACACUGAUGGGACUGGGUAUUUCGGAGACGAGUACUUUAGCUGUGCCUUCCUUCCGCCUGCGACACUCGCGCAGAAGAUUAGAACGAUAACGCAAGAUCCAUGCCAUCAAUUUCUUAAGCUUAUACCACGAGGAACAGGACUGCACUACUCGGUUUAAGAAGUCAGCUUCAACUGUAGACGCUACUGCGAAAGUUUUCCUUUCCCGUUUCACCUCAGGAUCAUCUUCCUUUAUUUCCACAGAAAUUUCAGGUCGCUUAGGCCAGCGGUCCUCUGCUUCCCACAAAAAGGAGGGCCAUUAAUCCAGCGGCUUUGGUGGAUGAUGUCUUCAGCUGAAAGCCCUCUGGACGCAUCGUCAGCUGGGUUGGAAUCUGUGUCAACAUAGUUCCACUGAUCUGGUCGCGAUCCUUCAUGGAUUGUUGUAAUUCUGUUCGCGACGAACGUCUGAAAUCUCUUCUCUUUGUUCGUAAUAUAGCUCAACACGCACGUGCUGUCCGUCCAAAAGAACUCUUCUUCUAGUGCUACAUCCAACUCAUGUUGCAUCAUCUUGUUCAAUCUGGUGGCAACCACAGCAGCUGAAAGCUCCAGACGAGGAAUAGUAACUGACUUCUGGGGUGUUUGUCUCGACUUCCCCAUCAAAAAGGCACAAUGGACAUUUCCAGCUUCAUUGACGACUCGAAGAUAAGUAACAGCACCAUAACCUUCACCUGAUGCGUCUGAGAAAUUGUGAAGUUGGCUAGACACUAUGCGGCCAAAGUUCUUGGGCCUUAAACAACGUUCAACGGCGAACUGUUCGAGUUUUGGAAGUUCCUGCAACCAAUCUUGCCAACGCUUUAAAUCUUCAAGGGGAAUUCUAUCAUCCCAAUCCAAUCCCUUCCGGCACAGAUCACGCAGAAUUGCUUUCGCAGGCAGAAUUAAUGGUGCAACAAACCCUAGAGGGUCAUAAAUUGAGCUUAUGACGGAAAGAAUACCCCUCCUCGUUGGGGUCGGUCCUUCACUGCAAUCUUAAAACGGAAGGUAUCUGACUGGACAUCCCACAGAAUGCCGAGGGCACGCUCAACAGGCAAGUUCUCGAGAUCGAGCUCUUUGACCGAACUGGCUCUCUCGGAUACUGGGACUGACUGGAUGACAUCGUAGGCAUUUGAAACCCAUUUCGUUAAGCGGAAACCUCCUUUGGCCAGCAACUGACGUAGCUGAUCGACCAGUCGACUUGCCUGUUGGUUAUCUUCCACAGACUUCAAGCAGUCAUCAACAUAGAAAUUUCUUCUCACCGUCUGAAUGGUGUCUUUAUCAAAAUGUUCCGCAUUGUCUUCAGCCGUUUUCUGCAGUGCAUAAUUCGCACAACUGGGAGAUGAAACUCCCCCGAAAAGGUGAACUAGCAUUUGAAAUUCUUCUGGUUCUUUGUCCAUUUCACCACUCGGCCACCACAGGAAACGGAGGUACCUGCUAUCCUCUAUUGGUACGCGCACUUGAUAAAACAUCUUCUCAAUGUCAGCCAUGAUGGCUAUGGGCUGUUCUCUAAAUCUUGUUAGGACUCCAAUGAGCGAGUUGGUUAAAUCAGGUCCUUGCAAAAUCUGUUGAUUGAGCGAGACAUUCUGGAAUUUUGCGGCACAGUCAAAGACCACCCGGACCUUGUCGGGCUUUUGUGGGUGAAUGACGGGGUGAUGAGGUAGAUACCAUGAGGGUGAAUCCUCUCGCUGACCGUCAGGAACUUUCUGUGCAUGUCCUUUGUCAAACAAGUCAUCCAUAAAUAAAGAAUACUUCCGGUGUAGUUGGGGAUCCUUCAGCAGCCUCUUCUUCAGCAACCCAAGACGAUGUUCAGCGACGAUCUUGUUGUUGGGCAGAUCUGGAGGGAAGACCUUCCAAGGAAGCGCAACUUCGUAAUGACCAUCGCGGAGCUCAGCAGAAUCCUCCAUUAUGGCAAGGGCUCUCUUGUCAUCUUGAGACAAUCCUUUCUCAAUGCUGAACUGCGAAUCAUUAAAUUCCAUUUCACAGAAACGUACAAACUGCUGGUCCAAGACAACAUGAGACUGAAUACGGUUUGAAGUACGGGCUGCCUUACUUGCCCUACCGAGUGGGCCAUUGAUGGUCCAUCCUAGCAGUGUUCGCACGGCAUAAGGACCACCAUCUUCACUUCUCUGCACUUCAUGAGGUUCAAGAAGUUCGGGCACAUCACUACCUAUGAGCAAUUCGAUGUCGGCAUCAAUGCAAGGUAAGUCGAUAUCUUUCAGGUAGAACCACCUUUCCACAUCACUUUGAACCGGGAUAUCAUCAACGGUGACUGGAAGCUUGACUCGUGAGAAAACAUUUGACAGUUCAACGACAUUACGUCCUUGUAGAUCAGAAACUUCCAAAUUGACCACUAGACUUUCACUCUUAACAUUAUCACUAUCCAUGGUAGUUAAAGACAGCAUCGCUUUUCUACCUGUUGCACCUAGACGUUCUAUCAACUUGUCAGUGCAAAAUGUAGUGUUCGACCCUGGAUCCAGAAACGCGUAGGUUUGAACCAUCUUCUCCCUUCCCUCGGCUCUGACAUUAACUGGAACUAUGGCAAGUCCUGUAGCUGAUGCUCCGGCCCCAGUCGCACUACACACACUCCUUCACAUGCUACCAUUUCAGUGAAACAGCUUCGGGCUUGGCCAUUCUGAUUCUCAUUCUCCGUGUUGCUCGACUGGGUCUCAGAUACUGAUGGAGUUGGUGCUUUGACUGGUUUGUCAUUCUUUGGGUGUAAGAACGUAGAAUGUUUCCGAUGACCUAUCUUACAUCCGACAAUCUGGCAGAAGCUUUUCUUGGGGCACGACAUCGCCAUGUGUCCCGCAACAAGACAAUUAUCACACAGUCCUCUACUACGCACAAAACUAAUUCGCUCAUCAACCGACUUUCCUCUGAAAAGCUGGCAGCGUGACAGCCAAUGACUCUCCUUACACAAUGGGCACUUGACGUUCGACUUGUCAGGCGCACGUUCAGUGUUGUCCUUAGGUGGGUCAGUAGUACUUUCCGGGGUGGUUCCUUGUGUCGUGAAAGCAGAACCUUUGUGCUCCUUUGAUGGUGUUCUGUACCUUCUUUUGGAACCAAUGCCUACAGCGUUGUUCUUGUCAUCAUUCGAGUGUAUGUCCCCAAACACUGGAUGGUUGGCUAUUCUAGCCUUUGCUUCAACAAAUUCUGCAACAUCUCCGAUAGUGACCUCUCUUUUCAGCUCUUCAUUGAUGUAAUCAGCCUUUUCUCUCCAUCUCUGUCUUAGCCUAAGUGGCAACCUUCCAAUGAUCCUUUGGAGAGUGUCAGGGUUUUCAAUUUUGUUUAGGUAUCCAAUUUCCUUGAGAGAGUUCUUACAACUUGUAAGUACAACCGAGUACCUUUGCAAGGCAGGACCAUCAUCUGACUUAAUCUGAGGAGUUUUCGUUACUCGAUCAAUGAGGGCAGUUGCUAUUUUGUAGCUUUGACCAUAUCUAUCCUUAAGGAGUGCUCUUGCAGUCUUGUAGCCUUCUUUGGGAUCCAUCGACAAACAGCUUUGCAUUAACUUCUUCACUUCUCCUGAUGUAUAUUGAACGAGAUAGUACAAACGUGAGUUCGGGCUGCUUGUCUUUGACUCUAUUAAAUUUUCAAAGGCUCGCACGAAGUCAGAGUACUCAACAGGAUCACCCGAAAACACAGAGAUUUCAGGCUGUGGCAAUGUCAUGGCUAAUGUUUGAAGCUGGUGCUGUUUCAGCAACUCCUGAAGCUGUUGAUUUUGUUGUUGUUGCAUCUUCUGGACUUCAAUCACGUGACUGACAUUCUUGUCACUUAGAUCUAGGUGUUGUUCCAAUAAUCCACCUUCAGCACUUUCACCAUUAAUCGCAGAGGGUGAGCAUCCGUAACCUUUCCAUACAGGGGCGUCUGGGUUUAGUGGACUGCAUUUAACCUCUUGAUUUUCCUCUGUCUGAUGAACUGGAGCUUCCACAGUUUCCUUCUCUUCGACUUGACCUGGAGUGGAAGUUGCAAAUUGACCUGCUAGUGUCAGUGUGUGACUUUCUUGGCCUUCAGGCAUAUCCACGGUGCUCUCCUUCUUGGUUGCAUGUAAAGUCGGUAACUGACUUGACAGUGUUGACAGACGUCGCUCCUCACAAUAACUGUACACCCUUUCUUCAGCGUCGGCCUUUGCUAACUUAGUUUCCAACUCAAAAUUUUCUUUCUUCUGCUUCAACAAGAGUUCUUCUAACUGAAUGUCCUGCCGUGUCUUCAAUGCAGCUACUUCCACUGACAAGGCAGCUUUCUUAGCAGAGGCUCUCAGCCUUGCACUUGAAGCGGUGCUUGACUGUGAGAGACUGGAACUAGCGCUAGAUUUAGACUUGCGCCUCCUAGAACUUGCAGCAGACUUCGAUUUCGUAGAACUAAUAUUACUGAUAGAGUCUUCCGGAUGAAGACUGAUGGCAAGAUCUAAUUCUUCUUGGAGCUUAAACUGAGCAGAUUGCAACCAGACCUCAAAUGACUGAAACACCUCAGUUCCCAUACGUUUCACUGAUUCAAAAUACUCGAUCGAGUCCCGAAUUGCACUUUCAUCAGUCAACUCAGCGUGAUACUUAUCAUGUGCUUCGUUAAAAUGUCUCAUAGCUACUUCUAAAUCAAGAAACUUCGCUCUAACCUGAUCAACAUUGUCAGAGCUCUUCAUUAGCUCAAGUAAUUCGCGCUGUCUUCUGGUGACGGCCGCCUUUGAACCGGACCUACUACGCUUUAAGCGAAGAAUUCUCUCGUGAACGGCUCCAUCGACGUCGACAGUUUUGGUUUUCAACCCACGUAAGUCCAUCUUCCUCUACAAUCGAUCCACAAGCGAAGAAACAAAUUAUCGAUAACACCAAUCAAUCAAAGAACGGAUAAAUCCAUGGCACAAUCGACGAAAAUCCAAGACGAUCCACAGCGAAACCAGCACAUCCUUCUAACGCAAAUGUAGACUUAAAUGUUCAUAUGAAUUUAUUCCAAGGAGAUUCGGACCAAAGAUUCGUUACAAGGAUCUGGUUAGACUACGAAAAACAAAACGAGUGUGAAUAAAAGGAACAAAGAUGAAAAUACUUAGCGACAACAUACUUACAGGAUUUGAAGGCUCGAAGGAAACGUGAAAAGACUUUAGGCCGUGUAAACGAACAGAACUCGACUAGAACUUUACCUCAAGAUUUUCGAGCGAGCACAUGUCCCAGACCAUAAUAUUACAACGACAUAUAAAUGACGUAGUUCUUCUACCAGUCCCGCGCGGGCUAAAGACGGGAAAAACUUAACAGAUACAAGAAGAACGUUUUGAAACCUACAACAACCUUAGCUAGUUAAAGCUAGACUUUAAUCCUUUUUUGCCGCCAAAAAGGCGGCGGUUUUAGCUACUAGUGGACUAUAACUUAUAGCCUAGUAGAAGCUCAACCAAUCAAAACGCAGCAUUGAUAAAUGACCACUAGUUGGAUUUUACUAAAAUGUAUUUGAACUCCCAUUGUAACAAGAAUUUCAUUUAUGCUUUCCUUAUUUUUCACAAUAUUAAACGAUUUAUAACCUAUGUAUGAGGCCAAAUACGUCAACUUGUGGGUCUGUCUUAAUGCUUUCUGUCAACUUUUGGUGUAUUGUUGUGAAUUAUGGCCAUAGUGGACGGAUGUUUGGUUCGGUGUUGCGCCAAAGUAUAAUAAUAUGGUAUUUUGACUGCAGAAAUCAUUUGGUAUCAGAGGAACUGUACUGCAAUGGUUCGAUUCUUAUCUUUCUCAAAGAACUCAGUUUGUAAACAUCAAUGAGGCGAAUUCUACGGUACGAGAUCUUCCCGUGGGUGUUCCCCAAGGUUCAGUUCUUGGACCUGUUCUCUACCUUCUGUAUACUGCGCCACUUGCUAAAGUGAUAAGAUCUUAUGGCAUCUAUUCGCCGACGAUACUCAGUUAUACUUUGCAUUCAAAUCGGUGGAUGUGGACGCUGCUAAAUCGAGGGUCGAGAACUGCGUUUCUGCAAUAUGUCGCUGGAUGGAUCUCAACGAAUUGAAGCUAAACCACGACAAGACGGAGGUUAUGCUUAUCCACUCAAAGCAUCGUCCCUCUCCAUCCUUUCAGUCCUUAUGUGUUGGUGACGAGAGCGUGGCUGCCUCUCAGUCGGCUAGGAGUCUUGGUGUUAUCUUUGAUGAGCACAUGUCUUUUCAUGCACAUGUGUCUAGCAUCUGUAGAUCAUCAUUUUAUCAUCUCAGGAACCUAUCUAGAAUUAGGAAGUAUUUCACUAAAGAAUCAGCAGAAGUUGCUGUUCAUGCAUUUGUCACAUCGAAACUAGAUUACUGUAAUCCAUUAUUAUACGGCCUACCUAAGUAUCAGUUACAAAGAUUGCAGUAUGUACAAAACACAGCGGCUAGAGUUGUGUUGCAAGUGAGUAAGUUUCAGCAUAUCACACCUGUUUUGUGUGCGCUUUACUGGCUACCGAUUCAAUAUCGUAUUAUUUUCAAGAUUCUGCUCGUCGUGUAUAAAUCACUGAAUGGGACAUCGCCUAGCUAUUUAGCUCAAAAACUACAUUAUCGUCCUCAUUCUAGAUCAUUGAGGUCUGUUAGUAAUGAACUUUUUAAUGCAACCUAGAUCGUAUACCAAGACCUACGGAGAUAGAGCAUUCGCUGUUCAUGCACCAAGAGAAUGGAACUUAAUACCCUAUGAAAUUCGGAAGUCCAACACCAUCUCGAGUUUUAAAAGAUCACUUAAGACGUACUUGUUUACUAAAUUCUGUGAUAACGGAUCAUUGUUUUUAUAAAUUUGUAUAUAUUGCGUUAGUUUUAAUUUUUUCCCUUUUUUUAUCAUUAUGAAUAUGGUUUAAUAGUUGUUUUAGUUUCAAUUUUUCCUUUUUUAUCCAUUGUAAAUAUAUUAGGAUAUGGUCGUAAAUUUGUAAAUAUUUUUCAAUAAUGUUGUUUACAUGAUUGUAAAGCGCCUUGAACAUAGGAUAAGAGCGCUAUAGAAAUAAAGUUAUUAUUAUUAUUAUUAUUAUUUCGGCGCUUAAAUACCAAAUUGAAUUCUUGACAUGCAUAAAAUCUUAAUACAUCGUUUUUUUACUUUUAAGCUUUUAUGGCUCAAUCGAGAAUGAACCACAUGCGGUCCUGUUUCAAAGUUGGCCAGCUUUCCAUUUUUGCACAUUCUAAUUUUUAAUUUUAUUUUAUUGUAGUUCUUCCAAAGUUUUCGGUUAAACUCACGGUGCCACCGUACAUCCUCAAUUCUGACAACUUGAUCAGAAUAGGCAUGACAACACGGUAUGAAUGAUGCAUUGGAAUUGUUACUACUUUCAUAUUAAUAAAUAGAUAAAUAAAUAAAUAAAUAAAACUUAUAGGUAAAUGCCGAUAAAGUUUGAGUGGUAACACAUCUGCGGAGUGGUUCCGAGGGACCAUCUGUUGUCCCGAGUAGAAUUGGAUUUUAAAAAUGUUACGUUGGGUUUCUUCUGAUGAGGAGAGGAAUAAACGCCAACUAACACGAGGAAACUCCCCUCGGACCAAGGGAGGAAGAAAACAACAAACUCAACCCAUGGUGUAAACUCGAGAUUAGAAUCGUGCUCUCGUUACGUAACCACUGUGUAUUACCCUUGCGCCACCAAUAUUCAAUAAUUGUUGUCCAGAUGACUCAGUAUGUAUUCUUUUUUCCUUUCAGUUACACAUUUGGAAAGCCAGUUAUUGGCACCGCUACUGUGUAUUUGAGCAUCGUUGGACGGAAUGGAACUAUUCCCUUUGGAAGACAUAUCAUUAUGGUACUCUUCUAUAGCAAAGACAAUUCCAUAUUGUUUUGUUGAAGCAAACACUUCUCUUUUAAAUUAGUCAAACUCUAUUGAAGAAUACAGAAAGUCGAACCUCCACCAACCAAAAUUCAAAGAUUUCGCCACAUGUAAGGUAAUCUAAGACAGCCUUGGAUUCUGGAUUCCACGCUGUGGAUUCCGGACUGCAGGUACUCGAUAUCCAGUCUCCUGGAUUCCGAAUUCUAAAAUUCCAAUCGUUAGCAAAAUUACGGAUUUCAUGGUCAGCCCCCAGUUGUUCAAAAGGUGGAUAGCGCUAUCCACUGGAUAAAUCUGUAUUCAUGCCAGUGGAAAACGCAAUUGGUUUCCAUGAUUUUCACCCGCUGGAUAGUUAUUUAUUCGGUGGAUAGCGCCAUCCAACGUUUGAGCAACUGGCACCUGAGAUGAAUUUCGAAUUCAAUAGCCCAGGGUUCCACAUUCCACAAGCGAAAAUUUUACGGAUUCCGGAAUCUGGAUUACCUUACAAUGGGACAAAGAUUCAGUGGUUCCUCACGGUUGGAGGUCCCGUACGAACGCAUUGUGCAUUGACUGGAAUCAGGCCAUUGGGAAGCAGUUUUUUAUAUCAUGUUGGAUAGGCAGUCACUAACGAGAAGUAGUUACAGAUGCGGAAAGUUUAACCACAGGUACCCUUAUUUAAUGAGAGAGAAUCGUUGUGGCAUAAUAAAAAUGUACGGUUUGUGUGGGGAUUUUAGCGAUGGUUAUCUAGAGGUCAAAAAUAGCAAUUAAAUAAAAAUAAAUCAGAGCUCUUACCUUAUUUUUGCUUUUUUGUUUUUUGUUUUUUUUUUUACCUUAAAAAAACCUUAUUUUUGUUUUAUUUAUGGUGCGUUCUUAGCAUCUUUUUACUUUUGCAGCGCAAUAUACCUGCCUUGAUGUUCUCUCCAUAUCAUUAAUCCCUCUGUAUUAUAUAUAGAGUACAAUUUAAAAAACAACGGCAGAACUAAAACUCGCUGGAAUUGUGUUUAGAACACACCAUAACAAAAACACUAAGGUAGGAAGUAUUGAUGUAUUUUUAUUGCUACUUUUUACCCCUAAAUAACGAUCGCUAAAAUCCCCAUAAAAACCUCAUUAAUAUUUCUGUUAUGCAACAACGAUUCUCACUCGUGAGCUUGGGGUAUCUUUGGUUUGAUUAUUCUAUUAAAAAAUAUUCAAGAAUCCGCCGAGGAGUUCGUGUUGUUUGAAGUUCAUUGUCUAUUCAGUACUUUUCGCAUACAUUCAUAACGAGCAAAGAACUUUAACAUUAUUGCUCUUUUAAUUUAAGAGGUAACUAAAUCAUUUUGUUUUCACCUGAUGUAGUUGGACAGAUCUGGUGUAACAACCUUCAGACAACGAGUUCAGGUCAUCAAACAACUUCCAGGAAUUUGGUUCCCUGAAAAAGGCAGACUUCAAGUAAAAGUGGACGUCAUAGAACGGGCGACUGGCAAUAAAGAAACUGCCGAGGAUAGAUCUUGUCAAUUUACAUCAAGUCCUUACCUUAUUGAAUACAUUAACACUCCGAAGUACUUCAAACCUGGACUUCGUUAUGUCGUUAAGGUAUGUUAUUGUAGCAGUCAAUUAUUGCCUUAUCCUGAGUGUCAGUAGCAGCUGUCUGAAUUAUGACAUACAGAGAUGGAGAAACACACAUCUGCUUUCAACAGUUUAUUCUCCAGUCAACCAACAUAAAACAUGAUUAGAAAGUCACAUGCUGGUCAGUCACAUGGUACAAUACUUCUUGCUGGAGAGCAGUAGGACCUUGAAAAGAAAGGAAAUUAGCUUUUUAAAUGAUGUAAUCUCUCUCUCUCUCCCUCCCCCUCUCUCCCCAUUCUCCCCCUCCCUCUCUUAUUUUUAUUGUCUUACUACGUCUCGUGGUCUCCAGCAAGGUGUUUUUGUCACAAGUGAUAGUUUAACUGCAAGGAGCUGAUUUAUGUUAUAAGAGUAAAUUCACAGGACAACCAAACAUAACAACUGUAAUUUACCUUUAUAGGUUAAAGUGACCUACCCAAAUAAACAACCGGCCGGGAAUGUGCCAAUGCUGAUAUCAGCUAAGGGAAAACAAGGCAAUGUAAUGAUAGACCUUAAAAGGUUUGACAGAGAUCCCAACGUGAGGGACAACACGGAUGAACACGGAGAAGCCGAGUUUGUUGUAGAUGCAUGCUCUAACUGCAAGGCCAUCACGGUUCAGGUACAUAGAACAUCAUGGCGCUUUCUAUUCAGCCAAAAAUUCUGGAAAUUUGGGUUACUACUACUACUACUACUACUACUACUACUACUACUACUACUACUACUACUACUACUACUACUACUACUACUACUACUACUACUACUACUACUACUACUACUACUACACUACUACUACCACUACUACCACUACCAUUACCACUACUACCACUACUACACUACCACCACCACUAAACCACCACUACACCACCACUAAACCACCACUACCACACCACCUACACACCACCACCACUACCACACCACCACCACCACCACCACACUACACCACCACCACUACUCACUCACUACCACCACCACCACUACUACUACUACUACACCACCACCACCACUACCACCACCACCACCACCACCACUACCACUACCACCACCUACCUACCACCACACCACCGCCAGCACCAGCAGCCACAACACCACAACACUACCACCACCACCACCACCACCACUACUACUACUCACUACUAGCACCACCACUGCUGCACCACUACUCACCACCACCACUACUACCACUACUGCUACCACUGCCACCUGCUGCACUGCUGCUGCCACCACCUGCUGCUGCUGCUGCACAUGCACCACUGCUGCUGCUGCUGCUGCUGCUGCUGCUGCUGCUGCCACUGCUGCUGCCACCACCACACCACCACUACCACCACCACCACGCCACCACCACCACCAGCACCACUGCUGCUGCUACCACCACCACCACCACCACUACUACCACCACUACUGCUGCUCUACUACUACUACUACUACUACUACUACUACUACUACUACUACUACUACUACUACUACUACUACUACUACUACUACUACUAUUAAUCAAAUCAAUCUAAUAAUACCUGACUUUGACAAGAAAUCAUCUCCAGAAAGCAUAAAACUGAUAAUGAAUUCGAAGGAACAUCAUGUAAAUAAGUUAGUUAUGAAGUUUGUUUCUUCCUGCAUGAAAAUACGUGAUUCAUUGUUAGUAAUGUAACCGAAUUUUUCUAGAUUAUUAUUAGUGCUGUUUUAUUUUAUAUUUUGAUUGUCAUAUACAUGCUUUUGCAAUACUGUAAAAUGAUGCGGUCAUGCAAAUAAAGCAAUUUAUUUAUUACUACUACUACUACUACUACUACUACUACUACUACUACUACUACUACUACUACUACUACUACUACUACUACUACUACUACUACUACUACUACUACUACUACUACUACUACUACUACUACUACUACUACUACUACUACUACUACUACUACUACUACUACUACUACUACUACUACUACAACUACUACUACUACUACUACUACUACUACUACUACUACUACUAUGGGGAAUGUACACCAAGCAAGAUUUUAAAAAAUGGGAAAGCUCCCCAAUAGAAAAAAUCCACCUCAAAUUCUGUAAACGUUACUUAGAGGUUAACAAUAAGGCCUCUAACAUAGCCUGCAGAGCUGAACUUGAUAGACUGCCGCUGCUUAUUCCGAUAAAUCAGAAAAUUAUGAAAUAUUUUGUUUACCUCAACAACAAAGAUAAUGACUCUAUAGUCAAACAGUCUUUCCUUAUGUCAAAGAAUCUACAUUCUAUGAAUAAUUCCGGAUAUUUUUCCAAUUUCAUAAACAUGCUUGAACAAUACAAUCUAACCAGUUUAGAUGCUGAAUCUCUAGAUAAUAAUAAAAUUAGACGAUAUACCACAGAAAUGAGAGAGAAAUAUCUAUCUUUUUGGCGGCACAGCCUCGAAAAUUCAAAAAAACUAGAAUUUUAUAAAACUUUUAAAGAUGAAUAUUCUACAUCUGAUUAUCUCUACCAGCUAAGACAUUAUGACGAACGACAGAAUUUUGUUAAAUUUAAAAUAAGUAAUCACAAACUUAUGAUUGAACAUGGUCGAUACCAAAUCGAUCAUUUGCCAAGAGAAAAUAGAUUAUGUCCUUUAUGUAACUCAAAUCAGGUAGAAGAUGAGAUUCAUUUCCUCUUUCAAUGUAACAAAUACUCAGUACAGAGACAGGCAUUUAUUAAUCAAAUCAAUCGAAUAAUACCUGACUUUGACAAGAAAUCAUCUCCGGAAAGCAUAAAACUGAUAAUGAAUUCGAAGGAACAUCAUGUAAAUAAGUUAGUUAUGAAGUUUGUCUCCUCCUGCAUGAAAAUACGUGAUUCAUUGUUAGUAAUGUAACCGAAUUUUUCUAGAUUGUUAUUAGUGCUGUUUUGUUUUUAUUUUGAUUGUCAUAUACAUGCUUUUGCAAUACUGUAAAGUGAUGCGGUCAUGCAAAUAAAGCAAUUUAUUUAUUACUUACUACUACUACUACUACUACUACUACUACUACUACUACUACUACUACUACUACUACUACCACCACCACCACCACUACCACCACCACUACACCACUACCACUGCCACCACUGCCACCACUGCACCUGCCACCACUGCCACCACUGCCACCACUGCCACCACCACCACUGCCACCACCACCACCACCACCACCACCACCACCACCACCACCACCACCACCACCACCACCACCACCACCACCACCACCACCACCACCACCACCACUGCUACCACCACCACCACCUACCACUACCACUACCACCACCACCACCACCGCCACCACUGCCACCACCGCCACCGCCACUGCCACCACUGCCACACCACUGCUGCCACUGCCACCACUGCACCACCACCACUGCUACUACUACUACUACUACUACUACUACUACUACUACUACUACUACUACUACUACUACUACUACUACUACUACUACUACUACUACUACUACUACUACUACUACUACUACUGCUACUACAGGCAGUUCAGAAUGCUGCAGCUCGUGUUGUCACACUGACACCGAAGCAUGUUCAUACAACUCCUAUUUUAAUUAAUCUUCAUUGGUUACCAGUUGAGUUUAGAAUAACUUUUAAAGUCCUUUUAUUGGUAUACAAGGCCCUUCAUGGCCUUGCACCUUCUUAUAUUUCAGACCUUUUGAAUUUUAAAACAUACUCUAGGUCAUUGCGUUCUUCAUGUAAAGAAUAUUUAGUGGUUCCAAGAAGCAGAUUGAAAACAUAUGGAGACAGAGCUUUCUCUAUUGCAGGACCUAAAUUGUGGAACGAUUUACCUCUAGAGAUUAGGAAAUGUGCUUCAGUGGCAACUUUUAAGCAAUCCCUUAAAACUUUUUUAUUUAAGUUAGCAUAUAGGUUAUGAGAUUCCUUUUGUUUUAAGAUGUUUUUGAUUUAUAUAGUAGAUAGCUUAGGCUAUAUUUGAAUUAUAUUGUAUAUUGUAGAUAUUUUAUAAUUUAUUUUUUUUUUAUAUUCUUACCAUUACUUCUAAAAUUUACUUCUAUUAAUUAAUACUACUAGUUAAUACUGUGAACGAAAUAAAUACUACUACUAUUAAAAUGAGAUGGCAGACUUUUUAAUUAAUUUCGUUCAAAUGACUUGGUAUUCUAGUUCAAGUUCAUAAGUUCAGACCAUAGCUCUUUUUUCGUCGAGUUUAGGUAAAAACAGACGACAGCAGACUAAAUGAAGCUCAGAAUGCAGUUGCUAAUUAUCUGGCGGAGCCAUUUGAUGCUGCGAAUGGUCCUUUGCUUAUGGUUCGCCAGCUUUCACCAGGAAAGGUAACGUACCAUAUAUCAUAGCGUGGGUAAUUUAUUUCUUAUUCGUUAAAAACAGUAGCCUGAGAAAACAGCCGACAUCUGGCGACGCUACCACUGGUUUCCCAGCCAAAUGAAGUCUUAGAAACGAGCGCAGAAAUUCCAUACUGAUGACGCGUUACUACCCAGAUCUGGGUAGUGUUACUGAUUGGUUGAAUCAAAUUUCCCACGCGGUACGACCAUUCAGAAGCACUACCCAAAUCUGUGUUGUGACGCGUCAUCAGUAUGGAAUUUCUGUGCUCGUUUCUCAGACGUCAUUUGGCAGGGAAACCAGUGGUAGCGUCGCCAAAUGUCGACUGUUUUCUCAGGCUAUAAAAACAGUGUUCUUAAUUAAGUUGAUGUAAGUAUUGAUGUAAGUAAGUGUGAUGUAAGUACCCCAACGUCGUUACAUACAUGAAAUGCCUAUUGUCAAGAAACGCCAACUGAGGCCUUUCUCAGUCUCAUAAAACGAAACAACUUGUCAGUUGUUUUUGUUUGUUUGUGUGUCCACCAAACUUUAACUAACAUAAGAUUACGUCCCGAUUCAAGAACGCAGCACGCAAUCUAAAAAACUACCUAGUGUUAGCCAACAUCCUGAAUGCCGCCACGCAUGUAGGAACUUUUUAUGCCCUCCGGCUGUAAAAUUGAAAAUUGGUUAGAGAAAAGUGCGUGAGAUUAGAAAGAAAACAGCCAGAGAGCGGCCACCAGCGGAGCGUUGAUUUAAAGGUUGUUCCUCAUGACACCUUCUUUGUCCUCCGGCCAUUAUAGAACACAAGGGUAUACGUACUGGAAAACAAAGCCUCUAAAAAUAACAGCAGCGCAAAUAAUUUAAUUAUUAGGCAUCCACCGACCCAAAAACAUUUUGAAACGUUCAUUUUAAUUUUUCGUACUAAGCAGUGCCGGAUACAGACCUUGAGUUAAGGGGGAGUCUUGUCAUCCAGACCCUUAGAUAAAGGGGGGGAUGGGGGGCGGAGGAUGGUCUCUAAAAAAAACUUUUUUUCGGCCCUUCGGGCCUCAGUCUGGUCUAAAAAAUAGGUGGGCGGGCCCUCCUGGGCCCCUCCCUGGAUCCGCCACUUCUAAGCUGUGCUUUUAACUUUCCAGGUCGGUCGCAAAAUACAUUGUGAAAGUUACAGGAAUCUUAAUAACGUUGCCGCCAAGUUAUCAUUUGCGGUAAGACCUAUUUGAAAAGUAUUAUCUACUAGGCUGUUAAGGCGACCUCUUGUCAGGGGAAAUCAGUUUUACUUGUUUUUCGCUCCCACAUCGAAGUAGAAUUACCUAGAAAAAAUCCUAUUUAUCAUUUCAUAGAGACGUCGUUUUGUAUCACGUGGCCUAGUUUCUCCUUUGAUUACGUCAUCAGAUGAUGCACAUUAUCUGCAACAUCAAGAGACUCCGUAAUGUUUUCUCUGUCCCUUAUUUCAUCAAUCAAAACCUAAUUUCCAAAGGCCUUUUAUAGCUACUCACUUCUUAAGUCCAAUAAAACUAAGGGUAGCUAGUUGUAUGACACAGUGGGAGUUAGCCUACUGAUCAUGCUUAUUGGCCCUGGGGCCCAUUCCUCGAAAGUCCCGGUUACCGAUGCCAAUCCCUAACCCUUACGUAAUCAGGCCCCUUUUAAUCUAAGCCCUUAUAUCUUUUAGGUAGUUUCACGUGGCCGGAUUCUUUCUCACAACACGACUGACCUGUUUGACGGCAUUUUCAAAAGCUGGUCCUUUCGUGUAACUUCACAAAUGUCUCCAUCAGCGCGUCUGAUUGGCUAUUACAUUGAUAAUAAUGGAAACGUAGUAGCUGACAGCAUUUUACUCAAAGUGGAGGACAGCCUUCCCACUGAGGUACGAAAUUGCGCCCGUGGAUAACAAAAAUGACUAAAUAAUAUUCAGUUUUCUUGAAACAAAGAACAAACAUUUCUCAUUUCUCUUUCGAAGAAUGAAGUAGCCUUUUGAGAAUAUUGCAUUUUAUUUGCUAGGUUACUUUUCCUGACGCAUUUGUUCAAGUCCGCGGAUCACGUGUACAGCUCAAUAGAAUUGAUAAACGUCCAAGUGAAAAAUACAUUCUGAAAAUCGAGGCCUCUGAAGGGACAAGGCUUGGCCUUCUGAGUGUGGACGAAAGCGUUUACCUCUUAAGAAACGACAACCGGCUCACAAAGGAAAAGGUAAUUGAAUAAGCGUGUGAAUCUUUACAGGCAUGAAACUCCGACAUAUUUAUGUAUAUAUAUCAGACAAUAGGCCCACUUCCGAGUUCCAAAAACCCUCACUUUCAAAAUAAGGCCAAGUGCACAACCUUUAUUGUGAAAAUGAGUUUGAGAAUGAAAAACAUUUCCAUAUCAAAGGCUGAGCACUUAACCUACAUUUAUGUAGUUUUGAUACAGAGGCCCGUGGGAACUCGAAAUGGCCUAUUUAGUGUGGGUGCUGUAUUUACAUAUAAUUCACGUAGUAGUCUCGCUAAAAGAAAAUAUUCCAACUCACAGAUUUUCAAAGCAGCCGAGGAGUUAGACAUGGGAUGUGGUGUAGGCGGAGGGAAAGACAGCAGAGAUAUUUUUAAGGUUGGUGUGCAAGAAUAUAUAACCCGCGUUAAGCAAUCCAAGUAAGACUCCGUUUGUAUAAGGUGACUACAAAUUUACAAGGCCCAAGGUGUAUUUUUGAAAAAUGUAAGUACGACUUUGUGGAGUAAGGCAGCUAAGACUACCAGCGAUCCUUGUACGGCAUGGGGCUACAAAAAGCAUUCCAAGAAAACGAUGUAUAACAAAAUAAAGUGGUUCAUUGUUUUCCUUUGCAGAAAGCUGGUGUUGUCUUGAUGACUAACGACUUCGUAACUGAUGGAAGAGAAGGUAAAUUAUUGAAACUUGUUUUACUACUGAUUAAACGAGGAUCGCAUCUCUUUGAAAAAAAUUAAAAACAGUUUGCAGCAUAUUUUCAAGCACGCAAGUCCUCUUUCAUCGAUCAUCACCCAUCGAUGUUACAAUUGUAAAGGUAUCAAACAAAGACCUCAAACAAAAGGCCCCGCAAAUUCUCUGAAAAAAACGCAAUGAUAAGUGACAGCUCUGAAUACAGUGCCCUAGCUCUUUUAAAAACACCGUGUUUAAGUUAUGAUUAAAGGUUUUCAAGAGGUUAUGCCUGUUGCUAUGGUAAUUUGUGAUGUUAAAAAUAAUCAUUAUUCGAUUGAUAUCAUUACAUACAUCAUACAUGUACACAUACAUUGGCAUCCUUCAGUCUUGAAAGACUAUGGUGUCGCGAUCUGAUUGGUUAUUCUCGAACAGCGUCGUGUGUGGCUGGUUUGUCCAAUUCGUGAGUGACAGUCCUUUCCUUACAGUGAGCAAAUGUGGUCAAUUGCUGGUCUAUCUCCCUGGUUUCGGGCCUUCCUCGUUCGUGUGUCUCUUUGUCUCAGCCUGUCCGGCAAGUGUCUCUUUAAACUCGGAAAGGUCUUGCUGAACUGCCGGCCUCCAUGAUCAACUUUCUGAAGUCAAAGUUUCCCCUCCGUUGUUGUCAAUUCCCAAGGCCUUCAGGUCCCUCUUGCAGACCUCUUUAAAGCUUAAUUAGCGUCUGUAAGUGGGCCACAUUCUCUGAGCUAAUUCUCCUUAAAGAGAUCCCUUGGGAUCCGGCCGUCGUCCAUUCUCACAACAUGGCCAAGCUAGCGCAAACGUCUCUGUUUAAGUAGUGUAUAUGCUGGGAAUUUCAGCUUGCUCCAGUACUGUGUGUUUGGAACUGUCAGGUGAGGUUAAGCAUGCUUCGGAGACAGCGCACGUUGAAAAUGUUAAGCUUCCUCUCUUGUCUUGCGUGAAGAGUCCAGAACUUGGUGCUGUAUAGAAGUGUGCUCAAAACGUAGGUUCUGUAGACCUAGAUCUUGGUAUUUUCCCUCAGCUUCUUGUUGGACCAUACUCCUUGGUCAGGCUGGAAGUGGUACUAUCCGCUUGGCUGAUGCGCCUGUUUAGCUCGGAGGUGCAUAGAUCGUCGAACCAAGGUAUAAGACGUCAUGGACAACCUCCAGCUCGUGCUCCAAGACCACGACCUGAGCCAUGGCCUGUGUGUUUUCAGGCUGAUCGAGUCCAAAGUCAAGGUGGUGGUUGUUGAUUAGAGGGACUUUGUUCUUAGUCUGAAAAGGGGCUAAAGAGCUUUCCGUCUGACCUGGUUCAAAGGUGGAUGCCCUCUGUUACAUCUCCAAAGGCUUGUUUUGAGCUGGAAAGCGAAGAAAAUACCAAAUAUUAGGUCAGUGAGUGGUCAUAGCUCUUCGUUACUCCACUUCGAUUGUCAAAGGGGUCUAAUGUUGAGCCGUCAAAUCCAGUGUCCUUGAUGUCCUUGUGGCAUGUGGAAAGGAUCUAAUAAUACCGAUGAGCCUGGAUGGACAUCUCUGCUUACCAGUAUCGCAAACCUUCGUGAGGUCUAUGAAGGCUGCGAAGAGUGGUUGCCAUUGUUCCCUACAUUUCUGUUACAGCUGUCGGAGGGAGAACACCAUAUCAAUGGUUGACCUGUUGGCUCGGGAAACACAUUGCAAUUCUGGGUAUUCUCUCCGCCAAAACCUGGAGCCUCUCCAGUGCUACUCAGGCGAGAAGCUUCUUAAUGACGGUAAGGAGAGGGAUGCCACGGUAGUUAUUGUAGUCACUUUUAUCGCCUUUGUUCUUGUUGAGUGUGACGAUGUUUGCAUCCCUCAUGUCCUGUGGUACUUCACCCUCUCUUCAGCAGAGAUAGGAUUUCAUACAACUCACGAGAUGAUGUUUCUUUUGCAGCUCUUCAGGACUUCGGCAAGGAUUCUGUCUUUUUCAGGUGCCUUGCUAGAGGCAAGGGAGUAGAGAACCUUGUUUAACUCUUCAAGGGUUGAAUCACUGUCAAUCUCUUUCAGCACAGAAAGGUUCAGUGCUUCUUCUGUUAUUUCAUUCUCACUGGAUUAUGACUCUGAGUUAAGUGCUACAACCAGCAUUCCAUCUGCUUGGCCCAGCCUUGUAUGAGCUUGCCUAUGGCGGACUUCAGAGGGAUAACUUUCUUCUUUGUUGGAUUUAAGGCCUGCUUAAUACCAUCAUACAUCUCCUUGAUGUUGUAUCAGCUGCUGACUGUAUAUGAGAGCAGCUCUGAAGCCAGUAUUCGUUUUAACAUCUCCUGGCGGUCUGCUGGACUUUGCUGUGAGCGCCUAGGAGAGCCUGCAGGUUGAGUCUACAGUCGAAGCUCUCGUAAGCGACUACUGCAGAAAUUCGAAAAAAGUGGUCGUAACUAGAGCUGAUCGCUUAAGAGAAUGUGCUCUCGUAAGUGACCGUAUGGAAAAGUAAUUGAGGAUGGUCGAUUACGAAAGUUUUAGAAACUCAAUAACAAUUCAUAACGAAAAACAAAAGCAAUUAAUGUUUAAUGAGUGUCUUUAUAUCUAAUAUUAUAAAAAAAUAGAAACGGCUAAACUUUUUAGGUCAUUAGCGCAGUGUGCAGUUUCAUUUAAGUGUUGAUUUAUAUGAAUAAGACUGAGUGGACGCUUAAGAGAGCUUAAAAACAAAGGAAUAGUCCAGUUGGGUAUUCCCAAAAGUAGUCACGGUCGCUUAUGGGAACGGUCGCUUACGAGAGCUUUUCAUUACAAAGUUUCAUUACAAAGGUGGACGUAACUAGACCUGGUCGCAUACUAUAGUGGUCCCAAGGAGAGCUUCGACUGCACUGAGACAGGCUUUGUAUGCUGAAAGGGCGCUCGUCUUUUCAUCAGCGACUGGUGUCUUCUCAGAGAGGGACUCAAACCAGUCAGCAGUCUUGUUGGUCUUCCCGCCAAAAAUGGACAAGUCGGCCCUGUGAAAAGCAUUCUUGAAGUGUUCCAAUUUAUCGCAUACGUUAUCUUCGGGCGGGCCAUAAAUGAAAAAAUUCCUCAAGCGCACGUGCAAAUACCUCCACUUUACCCUGUUUACGGGUUUUGCUGUUGUCAAUGGGAGGCAUUCCCUCCUUUUUUGUGCGAUAAAGUUUCUUUGUUCGCAGUUUUACUCUGCUUCACACCAAGUGGUGGUACGUAUCACAAUCAGCAUCCUGAUAACUGCGCGUGAUGUUGAAGCUGAAAAGGUUGGAACGUCUGGUGAGGAUCAAGUCAAGCUGGUUAGAUCUCAUUUGGGUGUAGUGCGUCAGUUAGUGGGCUUUAGAGUAGCGUCAAUUAGAGAUGUGCUGUAGUCUUGAACCAUAGCAUUAGUGCUGGAAAAUGCUGCAAAAAUUGUUAACACCUUGAUUGUUAAGCCUACUCCAUGCCACCUUUUACUCAGUAUCUGCUGAAAACGGCCUCCUUCUACUACGUUAAUUUGAUUUGAUGGUAUCAAUAAUUAAUUAUAUUGUGUCAAUGCUUUCUUUUUUAAAGAUUAUGGCUGUGCUGAAGAUAAGUCUCGAAAGAGGAGAGAUGUAAGAGGAAAGUUAGGUAAACACUUACUCCAGUUAUGUGUAAGCAAAAUUUUUUUGCGUGACGAAACAAAUAUGAUCCCAUCCAAGAGCUUCUUAUUCUUUUAGAUAUGUGCUUUUUUGCUCAACCAAUAAAUAAAAAAAAAUGUAUGUUGCAUGCCAAUUUCUAAAGAAUAUGAAUACUUUGAAGACUUGUCCAAACUUCUCUUCUUAUAAGAUAAGAUGGCUCAGAAUUGCCGGAAUGGCCAUAAAGAUACUCUGCACUUUCUAUUUGUAAUUAGAAAAAUAAUGCACAAUCCAGAAUCCCAUGAACUGACUAUCAACCACCGACCCAACGCUCAGAUGGGCUUUCUCAAGACUUGACUUAGUUUGGUGUCAGACUGGUAAUCUUACCUUUAAUUUGGUGCCCUUAAUUUUAUUUUUUUGCUGGUCUGUCUAUGUUAUUGGCUUAACAGAGGAUAAAAUAUGUUGCGAUAUGGCCAAAGACAACGGAAAUGUGAGUUGCGGAAAGUUGUCUGUUGAUAGCAACAAAGGAUUAAGCAGUCGAUGCAGAAUGUCCUUCUGGAAAUGCUGCAUGGCUUUGUAUGGAGCGAAAGGUAAUAAUAAUAAUAUCAUAGGUGACGAAUUACUCCUUAAUUUUGGCGCGAAAUUUCAGCCUUAAUUUGUAAUUUCACAUGUAAAAUUACAAAAUUGCCAUGGUAACCCUUACGUACGUCUCAGUGUCAAGAUGGCGACGAAGUUUUAAAAUUCCGUGAAUGAAGAUGUCAGGGCACAAAACGACGCUUUAGAAAACCUGAACACACAAGAGAACAUCAAGAAGGAUUCUAACAGGUAUUUUGCCGAAAAAGUCUGAAAAAUUCUGAACUUUAUAAGACAAAUUUAAGAUCUAAACAUUUGAGAGAGUGGAGCGCUCGAUCGAUACGAUCCAGGAUAAACAUGUCAAAAAUCCAAGAUUGCUAACGUAAUUCGUCACCCAUGAUAUUAAUAGGUAAUCAAAUGGUAUACUCGUGAAAUUAGGGAAUAAUUUCACUUGCGUUUUGUCCAAAUCCUAAUAAUUUCCCUUGCCUGAAGGCUCGGGAAAUUAUUAGGAUUUGGACAAAACGCGCGUGAAAUUAUUCCCUAAUUUCACUCGUCACCAUUUGAUUAAACAUACUAAUUAUCAAUACUACUACUACUACUACUAAUAAGAAUAAUCUGAAGGUUAUUGACAUAGAAAUCUGUGUGAAAAAGACCUCGAAACAUGCACUGUUGGGGUAAAGAGAUAUAGAGAUAUAGGGGAAGUAAGCCAUGGCGGAGCGGAUAAAAAAAACUAAUGUAGGUCUUUUAUAUCCUUUUUUUUUGGGGGGGGGGCUGGGGGAGUGGUUAUGCGCGGCGAAUAUGAACGGUUGCUUGUGUUGCCAAUUAUUAGGUUCAUCUGCAUCGUAAGUCCUAUUUAAAGAGGGGUUUUUAAAAUUAAAAACAAACACGGUCAAACUCAGCUGCUUACUUAAUUAUUCUCAUCUACAGACACAGCACUGCUUGGACGGAAUGGCCUGGAUGCGGGUAAUUUUGACGACAGUGAUGAGAAAAUUCUUGAUCAAACGCAAAAAAGAUCCUUUUUUCCAGAGACAUGGAUCUUCGAUGAAAAAGUUGUAGGGUACGAUUAUCGAGAAUCUAAAUAUUGCCAUUUUAAUUAUAUUUUCAAUAAGACUUUUUCCACGUAACGGCAACCCUCUUUUUUUGACAAUAAGGGUAAACCUUUAACAUGAGAAAAACUGAAUAUGUAAGCGCACUCAGAUAAAACUAUGCUUAAGUCAAUGGCCUCGAUUUAAAAGUGUGGGUUUCUGGAAACCUGGAGGAUCGAAUUGGUGAACUUUCGUCUGGAGGUAUUACAGUGAUUUAAAUUACGUCUGCAUGAUCUCUCUCAGUUCAGUCUAAAAUGGGCUCCCCAAAAGUCGGUCAAACAAUCUCGGACCGAUGUCUUAGUUUACAAAAUAACAAAGAAAUUUAUUUACAGUUUUAAAAAAAAGCCUAUUUGUACUCAAAAAGCCAUAAAAUCGAGGGUCUUUGUCAGUUUUACUAACAAUAUUAAUGCUUUAUUUUUUAUAGUUCAGAUGGCCGUUUUGAGAUGGGUUUUACGAUGCCGGACACUAUAACUACAUGGGUGAUGCAGGCAGUGGCUAUCAACAACAAAACUGGCCUGGGACUAGCAACGCCUCUUAAUAUUGUAGUGUUCAAGGAGUUUUUUGUUUCUGUCAAGAUGCCCUACUCUGUUAAAAAGGGGGAACAAAUCUCUCUUCUGGCAACAGUCUACAAUUAUCACGUUGAAGAGAUACGGGUGAGGCUGAAAACAAAACAAUUGUAGAACGACUUGAUGUAUUGUUUCUCGCACCUUUUUUUUUUUCGCAAAAUCAGUUGAUCAAGGCGCGAAGCGCCGGCGUGAGAUAUUUUUCAUGAUGUGUAAGGCGUAUGGGCACUUGCCUCCCCAGUCUCACACGCAAUUUUUACCCACGGUACGAGAGUUUCGUUUAAUUGCCCACUCGCACUUUCUGAUGAGCAGUGAUGUUAUUGACCUACGCAAACGAAAACCAUUCAUUUCAACAAUAUUCUUGUCACUCUUAAAGGCUUUGCCUUUGUUCUCAAUUGCAAAGACAAUUGUUCUAGACAAAUAUUACUGAAUUGCAUUCCUGUUAUUUUGGUACAUUUCAGGGCUUCAAGAAAGGGUGUUGUCUGUAAAUAAAACCAACAAUUUUAUCCUAAGUGAAAAGAAGUUUAAUAAUAAUAAUAAUAAUAAUAUUUAUUGAUUUUUAUUGCGCAAAUAUCAAUCCAGGGAAAGAAAUUUUCAUCUGCGCAUAACAUUGACUCAACAAAAUCCUAAAAUCCUAGUACAUAUUCCAAAAGUCUUAUUUACAGAUCGUUCCUAAAAAUUAGUAAAAAAAAUAACAAUUCAAAAAUAAAAAUUAAUCUUUAAAAUCCUAUAUACAAAUCCUUCUUAAUAAAGAGAAUAAAAACAAUAAAUUAGCUGGGAAACGCCUUCUGAAAUAAAUGAGUUUUAAGCAUUAACUGAAGAUAUAUUUCUAAUAAAAAGGGGAAGAUCGGUCCAUAAUUUAGGGGCAGCCAUAUAAAAAGAUCGAUCACCAAGCGUGGAAAGAGACUUGCAUGGUGGAAUGUUAAGAAGUUUGCCGUCAUUUGAUCUAAGAUAGUACCUACCCCCUGUGUCUUUCGGUGAUACAAGUUCGGAAAUGUAAGUCGGAGCAAGUUUAUGAAUGGCCUUAAACGUUAACAAUAAAAUUUUAAAAACAAUUCGAUGGGACAAUUGCACGAUAAAGACAUUUUACUACUACUACCAUGAUCCUUCAGUUUUAGUUUCCUUGUUCAAAGCGGGAUCGAAAACAUAAUAAGAAAGCAAAAAUGAUAUUCUGGUAGUUUUAGUCGUGUCGUCAGCGUGAAAAUGGCCUAUGCCUAUUACCGGCGGCUGGGCGAUUGCGAUAUAAAAAGUAACAUUUUAUAGUUCAUCUUAUAGUUUCUCGCUGGUUAGAGUCGAAUUAAGCAGUAUUUCUCACUCGUCUCGUGUUCUCCUCAUCAGGCUAAAUUGUACCUCAGAGGAGACCAGGACUUUUGCUCGAUUGCGCAGAAUCGUGAACUUUCUUCAAUUGGAAAUUUUCGAGUACCACCACGUGACGCCAGAUCUGUAGCAGUUCCCAUUGUUCCCAAAAGAGUUGGUGAAACUGAAAUUGAAGUGUCUCUCAUUGUUCAAAUAAAACAUGGUGGCUCGUUCAGAAACGCCGCAGGAGAUAUUGUGAUUAAGAAACUUCUUGUUGUGGUAAGUAUACUUGUCUGCAACCUGAAUUGGCCAAAGGCAGAAAAUAGCAGUAUUCCUUACUUUCUCGUUUGGGUGGUGCUCAAUCGUGGUAAAUUUGCAUACACUGCAAGUGCAGUUAAUGAAAAGAACAAAACAUAAUGAAAAAGUAUGGUGCACAUGAACCAUCACCUAUUAAAACGACAGUUAAAAGAAUAUUGUGGUAUUUUCCGCUUUGGACAAUCAUCUGUUACUCCAUUUGCGACCAUCGUUCAAAUUAAAGCGAUCACCUCUCCAAAACUGUUCCCACAUUUUCCUACCCAAAGUCCUUACUGAAAAAACGACCACCUCCUUCGUCGAUCGUUAACCACUGCGACCACAUUUUAGGGUGAUGAUUUAACAACUUUGCAUUGUUUUAACCUCUUGAAAGCGACCACUUGAAAUAUGUUCGCCGCAAAUGCAGAGUGUACUAUGCUACUUGUCGAAUAGCCAAAAUUAACGUAUAAGAAUGCUGUAAAAAGUUGUUAGCCAUUUGAAAAACAAGCUCAUUACAGAUUUCAUUAUAUUAACAGAAUUGAAAUCAGAAACUAAAAAUGGUAGUUGUUCUACCUAAGGAGUGAUGAAAACGCGCACUUGCUUGGUUCUGACAAUAUAACUAUUGCUUUGCCUACUUUAUUUGGCGCAAUGAUUCAUCUAUUUUGUUUUAAAAAGCCAUGUUUUUCGUUCUAUUUCUAGCCGGAAGGAAAGGAGACCCAGAAAUCUCAAACUUUCAUUUUGGAUCCAAACGGUAAUGCCCCACACUUUAGAAAGGAAUUUGUAGUCCUCUCUUUUCCCUUCAUUUUUCUUUCCUUUUCCUUUCUCUGCGGAGAGACAUGACGUGUAAUUAAGGUCAGGGGGCUUCCCAAUAAUGUCGCAAUGCAUGGUUGUUUGUCGACAGUGGCUUUCACACUCCAAAUGCUUAUUGUUUAUGGUAACUAUCCGGUACCUGCAGAGUCUUGAAGAGACUGAAGUCCGACAUCAAUUCAAAACUGACCACCUACCCCUCCCCUAAGCCAACAUUUUGCCUUAAGUGAUAAGUAAGUGUUAAUGUUGGUUUAGGGGAGACGUCGGUGGUCAGUUUCCCAGAAACGUUUUUAAUGAUCCGGAGUCCCACUAAGGUCACCCUUGGAAAGCGGGAAAAGUGCCUGCAACUAGAGUGGCAAUUCUUUCAGGAAUGGUUCAUAUUCUAAUUAACGAUUGAGUUCAAAUUACGUGGUUUUGUGAAGUCCCGUCCGUCAGCACUGGUCUUCACCAAAGAAAGUUAACCCGUCUAAAGAGCUGUGACUGCGUUUUAAAUUCCUACUUCUUAUCUGCCCAUACAGGCCCUUCUCAGUCACUCGUCCCCCUCGCGUCAACUAUAAAACCUUACUGUUAUAACUGAUCUUUUCUUUUAGGAUAUCUUAGCGAUAGACCGAGGAGUGAAGAUAGCAAACCAGAUAAACCAAUUAAGUUUCCAUUCGAGAGUACAAGUAUGUAUGAUCAAUCUGCUACAAGCCUUGAACCCCCAGGCCUUUUUAUUUGUCAUCAGUAAUGAUUUGUUGAAAAUGUUCUUUAACAGUAAUAAAUAAGAAUUGCAAAGCUGCAGGACAUUAAUAAUGAAAUAUGUCCCUUUACUCUAGGGCAAUAUCGACCGAAUGAUCAGUUGCAAGUUGAUAACAUUAAGCUGUCAGUACCGAAAGCAAUAAUCCCUGGAUCAGUUAGUGCAAAGAUUUACCUAACAGGUGAGAGAUUUUAUCAAACGAACUUUGGGUUUUGGCAGCAUGCCAUGAGUCGAGGAUAACGUUCUUUAAGGUUCUAACCGACCCAAUAUUUUUUCUGAACUAUUGUCAAUGAUUUUACAUCUAGUUUACUUAAAUCAACAACUAAAACAACAACAUAUAAGUUCUGUAUUAAUAGCGGCCUUCUAAAAUAAUCUUCAAUUUCUGUACUAACCUUCUGAAGAGGGAAACACAUGGCCGAAGCCGAAGGAGUAAGUUCUUCUACAGUGAAGUUGAUUUCCGAAAAGUGAGAUGGUUGUUGUUGUUAGUUCCAUAGUAAUGCACCUUACCAUUAUUUUCUAGUUUCUCAGUGUUGCUCUACACGGUCUUUCUUGGUUUAAUUUGAACGUUUCUCUUGAGCUAGCACCGAAGUCCGGGGGGAGGGUACUUCCUUAUAAGAGGCUAAUGGGGAUGUCCCGCUGGAUGGGGUCGCAUUUGCACUGCUGGAUUGACUUUUUGGGGUAACACAGUUCUUCACAUUCACGGUUAGCAAACGUAACAGAAUGCUUGUACUAAAGGUAAAGUAAAGUGUUCUUUGAUUCAUUCAAUAUAAGGUAAAUAAAUAAAUAGAAAGUGACUAAGUUAGGAUCGCAAAAAUUACAUAUUUGCCCAAAAGUGACUGAGAUGAGGUCUAUAAUUGGCCACCGAAUAGACCAUAAUGGGGUAGGGGCUCUGAAAGGCCAGCGGCACAUACCCAGCAAAAAUUAACCCAAGUACCCCCCCUGCCCCCCGAAUCCAAGUCUUUGUCUUUCCUCUCAAGGAGUCUAUGAAUUAAAGGCAAGUGGCCUGUAGCGUGAAUAUAAUAUCUUUUAAUGAUUUCUGGCCUGCUCUUUACAGAUCUUUGCAUCAUUCCUGAUGUGAUCUAUUUAUUUUAUCCUUAGUACCCUGCGAAGGCAGCGUCAAUGAAAAGCGUCGAGCUUAGCUUCCUAUUGACUUUUUCUGUGACCUUCUACGUCUCAUUAGCAUAUACUGACACUGUUGGCAUGACAACAAAGGAGUGAAGCUGAAGUUUCAAGCGAAGGGGGAUUUGCUUUAGAUGGCCAUAUUUUAAGCUUCAGCUUCACUUUAACUUUUUUUCUCAUUUCCCUCUAAUUUCCUAAAAUCAAUUACCAAGAGUCAAUUACGGUACAUUUGACGUGUUUUUGAAAAGGCCAAAUGCUCGAUAGUAUAAAGGGUCGUCUAUAUUUCCUGUAAGGCAGAGAAUCGUUGAUAGAUUUCUUUUUCUUGUCAAGGUGCAUUUUGUUUGUGUGAUAUGUGUUAUCUUAAUAUCUGGAUUUUUAUUUGCAAUUUCUAGGAAACCUUCUUGGUCCUAUCAUUAAUACUACUAUCCAAGGUGGUCUGGAAAGUUUUAUCCGUAUGCCUGGCGGGUGUGGGGAGCAAACGAUGAGAAGUUUUUCUCCAAACGUCUAUGUGUUUGAAUAUUUAAUGAACACCAACCAAGUCACAGGAACGAUGGAGGCAAACGCUCAUCGUUUCAUUCAGGCUGGUACGGAUACUUAGAAAGUAUACCGUAAAAUUCCGAAAAUAAGCCCCUCUAAAUAUAAGCCCCGCAAACUCGUAACGCAAAAAACCCUGCGUUAAAUUGCCCCUCCAAAUAUAAGCCCCCCGGGGGGCUUGUACUUGGAAAUUGCCCUCAAAUACAAAGUAAAACAAAGCAAAAACGGUAAAUUUCCUCCCAACUAUAAGGCUAGCCCAGUCGAUUUUGAAAAGCAAAUUUCCCUCCGUAGAUAAGCCCCUCCAAAAAGGCCUUUGAAAAAUAUAAGCCCCGGGGCUUAUUUUCGGAAUUUUACGGUAAUUAAUAAAGUGUCCUGCUCUUAGCGUGCUCCAUUUAAACGCAAUUCGUUAGUUCAAAACUGUAGUCAAUGUUUGUCACAUGGCUAUUGAAACCUAUUGACCUGACGGGAUGGGAGUAUUUUUACUUGGCUUUAGUCGUUAUUCUCAGGCUACCUGAAACAAAAUUUGGGCUUUCUCUUGAAUCAUCAUCCUUGCAGUAGACUUAUUAACGUUUGGAACAGUUUAUUUAAGAGAGGGAUUUUAAUUCAGUUACGUAUAAAGAUCCUGGAAAAGAUAUGAUUUAUACUCUUACCUGUGGACAUAAAUGGAUAUUCAACUGAAAAAAAAAAAAUGAAACCUUGCGUCUGACAAUUACUCAGAUGAUGAAUUAGUACUGAAGAGUGAAAGCGAUGAAUAAUUGAAUUUUUUCUCGUUAUUUUUCUUAACUAGAAAUGUCCCGAUGAAGUUUUGAUUAAAAGUUGUUUUUGCUAGGGUACCAAAGGGUUCUCACUUUUCGUCGCGCUGAUACAUCGUUCAGCAUUUGGGGUGAAGAUCGACCAGGAAGCGUAUGGUUUGUAAAAGUUUACAUCCUUGUCAAUUUACGAUAACAAAAAAAAGUACGUGCUUUUAAGAAAAAGUACGAUGAUGAUGAUUAUUAUUGAUAUUAUAUUUUACAUCAUUGUUAUUAUUAUUUUGAUCAUGAUGAUGAUUUCGAUGAUGAUAUUGUUCACUUAUUAAGAACUAAGGACUCUCUGAGGAGAAGUUAUCUAAAUGAAAAACAUUUCAGACAGUUUUUAACUAUUCCUGCUUUUCCCGCACGACCGUACACUGGUGACAAAGACUUUCCUGUGUUACAAUUAGGCUGACUGCGUUCGUGAUGAAAACAUUCUGCAAGGCUCAGAAGUUCUCUGGAGUGAAUAUUGAUGAAAACCUGGUUUGUACUUCAGUGCGCUGGCUGAUUCAGAACCAAGGUGGUGCUGGGUUCCCAGCUCUCGUUUAUGGAAGACAUCUCGCGGUAAGUUGAGGAAAUCAGUGCUUUCCUUUUUAACACUCGUUACUUGUGUCAGCUACAUCGAGUAACGUUAAUUUUCUCACUUGGUUGUAAGUUGGGGGAAAUCACUAAGUGCUCUCCUUCUAACAGGCUGUACUUGGCUAAGCUGCAUCGUGCCACGUACGUUUAACAUUCUCUACGGGAAAGUAAUGCUUAGUGUAUUAUCAAAAAUCAAUUUAAACGUCCUUGAUGCCCAUCGAACGUUCUUAGAAACCAGGAAUGACUAUGCGGAGCCAUCUCGGCCCGUCUCACAAACGCAACUAAAACCCAACCAGCUGAACUCAAUUAAUGGCGUCGUCAGAAACAAAAGAAAACAAGUCGUUAAGCUAUUGACGAUAAAAACGCAAUCUUUCUUUACUUAAAUAACGUUAAGCUUGACUGAGAUAUAUGGGAUGUUUAAAAGCACCGGAUUUAUUUUACCGAUGGAUUGGCACCAUAUAUUAAGUUUAAUAAUUCAUUUUAGUCUAUUUCUAUUGACUGACAACGUUUCCUAUUUCCCGGCAUUUGAAAACGUCUCUAUAAAGUGAAGCUUUCUUUUUAAGGGCGGAGUUUCCGGUGAAGGAGCUGUUGCCAUGACAGCGUUCGUCUUGGCAGCCUUGGCGGAGUGCAAAUGCCAAGGAGUGGUAUGUAGAUGACAAUGCUUCUUUCCAUAUUUCCUUGUGUUCAUUUAUUAUAUAUUUGUUUACGGUAACUGGUGUGACUUUUGUUUCAAAACGAUCUUGAUGCCUUAAAAAGCAGGAAAGUAAUAAAACGUUUUGACACUCGACAUUAUAAUAUAUAGACAGUGAUAAUUAUUACGUGGCCAAUAUUGAAGGCUGAAGUGAUUACAAAAUUUUAUUUCUGGGAUAAAUAACCAAAAAGGCAUGUUUGUAACAUGCAACUUCUUCAACGUAGCAUAAUUACUUUACCAGAAACUAAUUAGUGGCGAAGAGGAAGGCUAGAAAUGAUAGUCCCAAUAGUGAGCACGAUUUAGCUAGGAUCCUUUUCUAAUGAAAAUCUUGGAUCCAUUCCUUUUUAAACCAACGUGUCUUCUGAAUACUUGCCCUUAGAAUUCACAAACGGCCAUAAACAAUGCCAAAGCCUACCUUGAGGUACAAUACAAGACCCUAAACAAACCGUACAGUAUGGCACUGACAGCUUACGCGCUGAGUCUGGUGAACAGCGUAGAAAAAGUUAAAGCAAACGACAGGCUUGUACAGAAUGCUGUCUACGAUAAUGGUUAGUACCUCGAAACGCACUUUGAAAUUCUCGUUCAGACCUAUCACAUGGAGGUACCAAUUAUUCUGCUUUAUUACUCAAUAAACACCAAUAAAAUACCAGGUGUUCUUUUACUAGAAACUCCCGCAUGAUAUCUUCACACGCGAAAAUAGCAUGUUAUUUAAACUCGUGAAAAGAUCACCGUUGCUAAGGUUUCAUAUAACAAAUCGCGCUUUUUGCUGCAAAAAAUAUAUACUUCAUUGGUGUUUAUACCCCUAAAUAGAAGAUUGUAUGGCCGCUUGGAGAUGCUGAAUUUCUCUUCUCGCGUUGAAAAACUGAUUACACGAAUGAGCGAAGCGAACGGGUGAAAUAAUUUUCUACACUCGAGGAGAAAUUACGUAUCUCCCUGCGCCCACGUAAUAUCCUCUAUAUAUUGAUGGCAGUAAAAAAGUCACGUUACUGGAACGCUGGAGGAGAGGCGCUCAAUAUUGAGACCGCUGGUUAUGCACUGAUGGCUCAGAUAAUUCUGGGACGUACUGGCUACGCUGGUCCCAUUGUUACUUACCUAACCAAUAAGAGAAGAGGCGGCGUUGGAUUCUCUUCGUCACAGGUAUGUAACAAUUCUCAAAUUAAACUUAUCCUUAAAGUUAGGUUGCUCUUCUUUGACCGCCUUGAGCCAAACAAAUUUUCAGAUUGAAGAUAAAGGAAGUAACUCAGAUCCAAAGGUUACAAUUUUUACCAUUAAAAGUCAAAUAAUCGAGCAACAUCUUGUUGGUGUACUAAACUGUCUUGAACUUGCACAAAAAAGGGUUUUUUUGUACGUUUUUUGAGUCAUUUUCUGGUAUUUCUCAACAUUGUUAGAGAGAACCAAUUCAGGAUAAAUGACUGAUUACCCAACACAUUUGAUUGCGAUAAGGCUAACCACAAUUUCCAGCACAUUCCAACAACUGUACUUAGCUGGAUCAACAUCGCGCCUCUUUUUCUUUUGAUGCUACAAAUAGGGUAUUGUAGCAGGGGCUUGUAUUUAAAGGUUUGUCUUAACAGAUUGGCUCAAUAUCCUUAUUAAAAAUCAAGGCAACGAUUAAACAACGAAAAUGAUGCGUCUAGUCCGCCCACCCCCAAAUAAACAAACAGUAGGAACUGCUGCAGGUUUUAACAAUAGGCCUGAUACAUUCAGACUGUAAAAGAAAAGCAACUUAUGCAGUUGUGUUUCAUAUUUUUUUUCGUUUGUUCUCCAAAAAUAGACACCACGGGAAACUUUAUUUUACUGCACCAGGAAAGUUAACGCAAUUAUUAUUUUUUUAUUGAUAGCGGAUAAGCUUUCUCCCGAUUGCAAAGUGAUAAAAAUGUUAACAUUCGAUAACUUAAAUGCUUCCACCACUGUUUCCACUCACCGUAGGAAAAGACUACGGCUAUCAUGUUUUCCCCCAAAAAUGACGCCGAUUCACACACGCGCGCGUACGACAUAGUAUUGAGAAAAUCACUUUCUCGUAGUCGUUCUCGUACACAAACACAAGCAGACUGCAAAAAUGUCAUAUAUAGCGACGAUCAUAAAAUAGACAGGCUUUUUUACGUUUCUUAUAAACUGCCUUGUUUUACUGCAUGACCACUCUUUCGCAAGACGCUGAACAUUAAAAUAUUGAAGAAGAUUUGAACUUGCGUAGAAAAAUGAUGACGGCUAUCACGUUUCCCAUCAAAAUGACCCUGGUAGGCGCCCGCGCACUGCUUAGAUUGAGAAAAUCUCUUUCCUGUAGUCAUCGUCGUACGCAAACACGAGCACACAGAUUUGCGCUGGUCAUCCAUGUAAAAUAAAGAGGCUUUUUUACCUUUCUUGUAGUCUACGUUGUUUUACUGGGUGACCACUCUGUCGCAAGAUGCUGUACAUUGAAAAAUAGAAUGAGAUUUUAACUUGCAAGCGAGGCUUAAUGAGCCAUUGACUUUUAAUUCAUAAGAAAAACAGUUCUUCUUGGAAACCAUGUCUCAAACUGAGGCCGUACUGAUUUAUAAUCAUCCAGUACAUAUAACGUCAAUUUAAGGGUACGUGCAUAAGGACACAUAAGGUCCUGUAUAUUUGCUGUUUCAUGCAGUCAGUGUAUUGUUUUUCCACAGGACACAUUUGUAGCUCUGCAGGCACUGGCUUUGUACAGUGAACGUACGGCGGGAAACACUUUGGACCUGAGAGUCAAACUGACCUCUGAAAUUGACGCAGCCUGGAAACCACCUGAGAUACAUAUUACUCCACAAAAUGCCCUUUUAAGAAGACAAGUUGAUGUAAGGAAUUUUAUUUCACGACGAAUAAUAGUUUUAGGGAGAUCGUAAAAUUUAGAAACACUGAAAGAUGUCAAAUAGUUAGUCAUUUACCCCAGUGUUAAGAUCUGAACUACUAACGGAAAUCGUAACUUUGUCAUUGAGGCAAUGCACUUUCCGGAAUAAGUUUAAAGAAAUGGAGGUAAUCGGAGAGUUCUUCGAAUUACCUCCUCUAUAGCAUGAGUAAAAAGGCUGUUUAUCUUAUUUAUCCCUUUUUAAUGUAGGCAUAUUAAUUAAUUUUUACUCAACCGAGUCUCAAAUCUAGCAUCUUUUGAUUUAUUGACAGGUUAAGAAUUUCUUGGGGGGAAAAUUAUUUGUGGAAACCAGAGGAACUGGGGUUGCGAUGCUCGAGGUAAGUCAAGAAUUGUUUAAAAAAAAGUAGGUUGCGCGACUCUGAAACUCUGAUUAAGCUAUUACAAAUAUUUCAUAUAACUUGCAAAAAAUAGAUCGUUUUAGUAAUGCGUUUAAAGAGAUAUCGUUAUAGCGAAGCACCACGGGUAAGAAUAAAAUUAAUCGUCCGCAUGUAGGUAUGUACGCCCUCCCCUUCUUGUCCUAGGCAUGUGUUUAAAAUGUUAUACUCAAUUGGCAGCUGUCAAAAUAGGGUAUCAAUACUUCAGGGAGACUUUUCUUAAAAGUUCCCACGAGAGCUUCGCUUUUGGUCAUCUGAUAUAUUUAGUAAAUAAUCGUCAUCGGCAAAUUCAGUCACAGCUGCCGCCUUACAUGAUUGGUGGACGCAACCUCUUUUGUUAAUUGGUGUAGUCAGGGUUACCCGUGAUAGAAUGAGAAAAAGAAGCGGUUAAAUAGGAAAGAGAAGUUGCCUUCAAGAGGCCAAAAAUAAUGCAGUAGAAUUGGGCGAAAUAAAAAAUUCAAAGAAGAAGAACCCAGUCAAGUAAGAAAGAUAACGCUGUGAGAUUAGACAUUUCAUAAUGGUCAAAAAAGGGCGGGAAAGGCCAGAAAUCUUAGAUCACUAGGCUCUCACUUUUCAACGCUGUUUUUUUUUUCUGAAAGGUUGAUGUUCGCUACAACGUACCGGCGAUAUCUCCCAAUGAUGUAUGCAAAUUUGCACUGAAAACAACAGUAACAGAGAUAAAAGAUGCUGGUCCUGAGCAAAACGAUGCAAAAGGAAACGGCGACGAUAAAGCGAAAUCGAAAAAGAAAGGAAGGAAACCAAAAAAUAAAGGUGGAAAGAGAAAGAAAGGAUGCAAAGGAAAGAACAAAAAUAAGAAAAAGUGUGAAAAGAAGAAACCUCCACCGAAGCACCAGCCCGUCAAGUCCAUUCAAUUAAAGGUUUGCACACGGUAAGGGAGAGUUACAGUCGAACCUCCACUAACGGCCGCCUCUCUACAACAGCCACUCUUUUUGGCGGACAGGUCAUACAUUGACUCUUGUUUAAACCUUUCUACAAGGGCCACUUUUUUGGCGGACAUACCAUACAUUGACUCUUGCUUAAGCCUCUCUACAACGGCCACUUUUUUUGGAGGACAUGCCUUACAUUGACUCUUGUUAAAACCUCUCUACAACGGCCACUUUCUUCUGUCCCCAAGGUGGCCGUUGUCAAGAGGCUCAACUGUAUAGGCCACCAAACUCAGAAAGGGGGGACAGCCCCCUCACCCUUCCUCUCCAGCCCAACCCCUAACAUGUGAAACAUAUGUAUACGGUGCUUAAAGGGGCCAUGUCGAGAGGAUAUUGCUCUCAUAGGUCAAUUCUGUGUUGAAGUCGUUACUUAGUGCCUUUAAUUUACCCAGGAAGCACUUAUCACAACAUUUUUGGGUCAUUUUUGCAGGAAUGGCAUGGAAACGCAAAAAAGUUGGCUCAACUUAUUUAAGUUUUAAUCCAUGACAAUCCUCGCCAUCCGUUGCAACAGAAGACAGGAAACAGUUUCAGUGCCUAGAUAUAGCCUUAAAAAACAAGCCUGGACCAUUAUUUUUAGAAUUCAAUUGAUGAGAAGACACAUUUCAGUUUUUUUUUUAAGCAAACAGCGUGAUACAGCCCCUUCAGCAUCAACCAACAUCUUCUAUAUAUAUGUUACCAUACACGAUGUACUCUUUCCGAUCUUUACUGGUCGCGGGCUCAUGGAGACCACGUUUCAAUACAUUGAAUACUUCAGUCACAAUGCCAGGUCGUUACCCAGGGGCUCAGGGGUGCGCCCCCCUGAGGACCUGCGGUUUCUAAUUAACACUGUGCAGUGAAUAAUACAAAAUUUGUCUGUAUCGUUUGAUAUGUAUUCUCAGCAGCUCACAUUAUGUUAUUACCUAGUCAAAAGCCUUCUUCAUAUUCGCUUUUAAAAUUUGUUUACGUCAUCGAUCAGUUACGCCAUCCCUUAGUGGUGCACCCCCUCCUGAGAAAAAUCCUGGAUCCGCCCCUGUUACCUGACGUCCUAAUAAAUUUUCUUUAUUGUUCUUAAUUUGCAGAUAUCGCGAAAGAGCAAAUACAAGCAUGUCAAUCAUAGAUAUUGGCAUUUUAACGGGAUUCAAACCAGACCAGAAAUCACUGAAGGUAGAGUCCAUUGUUUUCUACCAAAAAUUAAAGGUUCUAAUGUUAUGCAUCUCGGUGACUUCGAUUGUUGCUUAUUCAUGAGGUCGCAGAACUGGAUUCCCUGUUGUUGUGGCUGGCAUCACCACUAAAACUGCAGGAGUAAAUCAUUUUCAUCUAGCCAUGUCACAGUUGUUUUCCCUCGAAAGGGGAGGGAUUGAAAAAGCAGAAAAAAGAGGGUUCUUCAUCAGAAAUUUAACUGGGGAGGAUGGGACCGGCGCCCGGGGGAUAUACUCCCCCACACGGGCUACAUAGGUAUGUGCCGCCUAUUAGGGCUAAUUUUUGAGAGUCUCCGUCCGUAGAAAUAUUCGAAAACAUUUUUGCCCUUGUUGGCUUUGCGUACCCGGUGUGAUCCUUAGACAGAGUACCGUUAUCAUGUCAGAUAAAAUUCGAGCUCGUAAAUACCCAGUUAAGGGAGAAACAAAUCAUCUGUUAAAACCAAGAGCCAUAAUGGCCCUUGUUAAAACUGAACUUUACCUUAAAGUAUUAGGAAAGCGGUUUAAAGAAGAUUUGUGUGUUUCGAUUGAAUGUUUGUUAGGUUUUGUUUCUUUCUUAAACUGGGUCUUUUUUCAGAUUUGGGCCCUAAAUAGGGUAUCCGUUUUUCUUUGUCUCUUAUCCUUAAAUAGGGUCGGGGUUUAAGAUUUUCAGGUCCCCCGUGGUUUUUUGCUUCUUUCUCCGGAAGACUGAACUCAUUCCUAUUUGAAAAUUUAUUGGAGUUGUCCUUGACCGUUAAAACUGAUGACCCAGAGGAUAGGGGUUCAGGGGGCGAAUGGGUUAAAUGUCUUUUUUUCAGAUUUUAUUAAUCCCUUUUCCAUCAAAAAGCAAGACUGCCCUCCAACACCUUCCCGUUUUACGCCUACCAUGCACCCUUAGUACUGUUGUUUUAAGGAUUUGAAAUAAUUGAGUAUUAAUUUGGUGUUUUACCUUUGACAGCUGCUUGAGAAUGUGGCUGAAGUAGACCGACAUGAGGUUUCUGACAGGUCAUUGGUCCUAUACUUAAGUGAGGUAAGCCUUGUAAUCCCGGGCUCGUACGGAGUUUUUUAGGAGAAAUUGUUUAUUGUUUAUGUGGGCUGCCUUAACACCUUGUCGAUAAAAGGAGUAAAGAAAAGCAGGCUUCCAAUUGGAAUCGCGUUCUACAGAGAACGAAAUAACUCAAUUAACUCACUUGUUAGGCUAAAAUGUGCCAAUUAGGCCCCCUUUAUACAAGAACCUGUUUAACCUAAAAUUUGAAACAGGUUCUUAUUUUCUAAAAUCUAUAAACAAAAUUAUGUUCAGUUCGGCAUAUAAAAUAAGCCAGCUUUCAAGAUCCUCUUUUGAGACAUAUGUUCCCUAUAACAUAACAUAACAUGACAUAAAACUUUAUUUAAACUCGAAUUUUAGAGUAGCUAACAAGCUAAUAUCUUCGAGCUGACACUAAAUAAAAACUAUAUAGAAAAUAUAUAUAUACAACUCCAACUCCAACUGCGAUGUAAUCGUAUGCAGAUUUUAGGUAAGGAAUAAGCUUAAUACCAGUAAUAGUCUUAGCCUGUUCACAGACACUCUAUUUUUUCUUCAAAGUCCGUAGAGCGCGCGAGUCAUUCUUUGACUCAAUCCUCAAUAACAUUGGUCAAAUUUAAUUGGUACUGUGAAAGCGGAGGUGAUAAUGAUAAGGCGUUGACAUGAGGGAGGGAAUUAAUAAAUAAUGUCUCCGACUUUUUUCCCAAAGAUGUCUACAGACGUUCUUCAUUUUUCUUUCUCACGCUCUGCGCUCGGUCUCGCUCUCUCUCACUCGCUUCGCUCGCGCGCUCGCCGAUGUUUUCGAAAAGAACGAAAAGAAAAAUAAAACAACGUGUGUGUACAGGCUAUAACAGUCUAAGCUACUACGUAUUUUUUUUUUCUUCAGACAAGAACCUAUUUAGGAACCUUGUGCUAAUUAUCAUUUAUUUAAGAACCUUUUUAGGCUAACUUGGGAAAAUGCAGGUUCUUACCCCGGUUUUUUACCGAAAUGUAGGCACAAAAAUCGACUUUAACACGCAACAUAGUGAAUUCAAGGACACAUUAAUUGUGAUUUUUGUAGACAGCUUUCCGUGUUGAAGAUGUAUACGUUUGUGUAACAGAGAGUUGAUUGUUAUCAUCUUUGCAGAUUCCAAAUGAUCGUGAACUUUGCGUGAAUGUUCAGUUUGACCGGGAAUAUUUCGUGGGUGUGGUGCAGGCGGUUCCUAUUAAUGUCUACGACUACUACGAACCAGGUCAGUCACACUCUUCUGCAUAACAUGAAACUAAAGGUCCUUAUUUUACGCCGGCAACUUGAAAUAGUGCACAAUUGGACUGGCAAGAGGCAACUGGUGUACCACUCAUUUACCCCCCUCUCUCUAUUAGUCUUCAAUAGAGGGGAGAAGUGUGAAGUCACGUUACCAUAGCAGCAAAAGUUCUGGAUCACAACAGUAUGGGGCUUAAAGUGAUGUUACCCGAGACGAUUCGCAACGACGAUUUCUAGCGCAACACUGCGUUCAAAUGUUGGAACAAUGUUACAGCCUUUCAAAACGAUGUCGCAACGAUGUUGUAAAGCUGUGUUGCGCUAAAAAUUCGUCGUUGCAAAUCGUCUCGUGUAAAAUCACCUUUAAGCAACGACGACAGCGACGGCAACGAGAACGGAAAAAAGCAACAGGUUUAGAUCAGCAGAACAAAAACUUUGCACGAGCAUCAUGCUUUUUUGCACAUUUCUUAGCCGUUGAUGCACGACUGCGACAUGAAACGUCCAAAUUUCAUGCGCCCGCUUUGGAGUUGGUGAACACAACACAUACUUGGAUACGAUCCUUUCGGAUUCAACCCCAGAGAAUUUCGCCAACAUUUGACAAAUUAAAUGAAAUUGAGUAAGAUCGAUGAAGUUCGAAACACUACUAAUUCACCUUUUUAAAGGGGCUAUGUCAGCUGGAGAGCAUGCGCUCUGAGGUUAUGCAAAUUACUUUCAACUGUCAAAAUUCUAUUGUUUUUAACGCGUGACUUUCUUCAUGUUCUCUGUCACGUCCAAGGUUCCGAAUUUAGAGAGGUUUAGCGAAAUGGGUUUAGAUAAGGGAUAUUUCGAUAGAAUUUAUGGAACGUUUCUUCUCUGGUUAUGCUAGAUCAAGAAUAAAAUUGCGACGACAAUUUUACUUGUAGUUUUGAAGUAAAAACGCAUGCCAUUCAUAAAAUAGAGCGCAAACAAAAAUUCAACAACAACAUAUUGUUUUAUUCAACAAAAUAAAUGGAAGUUGUAUUUUACAAACGAGCUACAAAAGACGCUAGACCGAAGAUAAAGACCAAGACUGUUUCAAAUCAUUAACAAUUAGACUUGUCUGUCGCUAUUGAUUUUAUAAUUUAGAUGCUGAUAGAACAAGAGACCAAGUCUUUGUUUUGAUCUUAGGGAAACAUACAUUAUCGCGCAAAAUUGUUCGAUCGUGCCGAAUCACUGCGACGUCGAGAAAAACAGAACCCAGCAUCAUUGGUAUACUACUCCACUAUAAGCAGUCCGUUGAUAAAAAGGGAAAGCAAACUCUGCUAUUUUCCAAAAUUAUGCUCCAACAAAAACAAUUCAAAAACAUGGCAUUUACAGGAUCUAACUCGUACUAAGGUGCCUCUCUAAGUCCGUUGAGAACAAUCUGGAAGAGCAAACGGUCGUGUUUAUCUUUGCCGUGAAUCGAGAUAAAUACAAGAAGGAAUCUAGCCGAAUUUUAGAAUGUUUCCUUCGCCAGGAGUUUAGUUUCGUCACGAAACUCAUGGCCUGAUGCUCUUGUAAUCGUUUACAAAAAACGGCCGCCGCCAACUCGAUAGCCGCUUCAUUAUAUGUCCACAUACUUUGAGCACAAGAAAAAUCCAAGAGCCAGCAGCCUCUAAAAUAACUCAAUAGAAAGGUCCUGUGAACUAUAGGGAAGAUUCCAUCAAAGAUUCCAUCACUCAUUGUGGAGUAGCCGUCAUUAACUCUGCCAUUACAACGGCCGCUGAUAAGAGGACACAGUAAAUCCACGUAAAAACAUUCCACAGGCAAACAAUUUUAAAAUAACACCAAAAAAUUGUUCUGUAAUCACCAUAGAAUGAUUCUUAAUACAAAACUUCGCUAACUAUCGAACGAUGGCUGAGAUUUAGACAGAUAAAAACAGCCUUCCAAAAUCUCCGACAAAACUUGAAAAAGUUGGGCUGUCUUUUUCAAGUUUGUUUUCAUUGGCUCGCGCAUGCGUGUUGGGUGACAUAGUCCCUUUAAGUGACGUUUUCUGUCUGUUUUCAUCCAGAAAUUUUGCUACCAUGGCAACGUAACGUAAUGGCAAAUUCAACACAAAAUCCAUCUCAAAUCGGGGUGCAUUUUGUGAUUUUUCUUUAGCGCCGAUGACAAAAUUAUAAAGCGUUUGUGAAACAUUUAUACAUUACACAAAUUCCCUUUUAAAAACGUAAUUUUCUUGACCAUAGAGCAAAAAAAUGUACCUGAAACUUGAAGUCUUCAAAAACUUCGCUGCCUUAGUUGAAUUUCAAAACAGGACACUUUGCCCUUCGCCGUGAAGAAAACAUCGUUGAAUUCCGGGAAGGACGAUUUCGUAACCAAAAACUUUCUUAGUCCACAAAAAGAAAACUGAGCAUUUAUUUGAACUUUCCGUUUCCAUUUGUGUCUUUGAACGAUGUAUUUUUAACCCUGAAGUGCGAAACUUGUGUCUUGAAACCGACGCAUUCGCUUGCUAGUCUCCUCCACUAACGGUGUGACAGCUUUUGCUCCGUGUUUUUUACUCUCAUGAAACAUACUUUUUGAACCAAUCAGAAUGCACGGUGUAUCUGAUCUUUAUUAUAAAAAGAAUUAGUUCACGCCAGGUCAGCUGUUGCGACUUUUGGGUCACUUAAAGAAGCCAAGGAACUGUCUGCUUUUACAGUUUUUAUCCGUUUCAGCCCAAACUUUGCGGGAUGGUUGAACUUUGUACUUCAAACAGUCGUAUGUUUUUUGUUCUUCGAUUUUAACGAUUUUUGGAGGGAAAAUGACGUCACAUGAUUGACAGCAAAAUUUAAACUUCAAAUAGUGACGUAGCAGAUAGAUAGUUUUUAACACGACGUGAUGGAAACAAAUGCGAAAAAAAUCGCCACAUUUGACCCGGCGUAGUUGAGAUAGUUUGUUAAAGAUCAAAAGAAUUUUCCAAUUGGUGAUCGGAACACUAAUUCUGAUAAUCUUUCCUCCUAAUAACAUAUCCGAACGAGACUAGGUGCAAGUAAUUUUUGUUGCUUAAAGAGUUAAGCGGUUUGGUGGUUUGUUCCGGCUAAGGAAAUAUGACUUUCUUUAUUCUUUUUUCUAACGCAGACGAAUCGUGUAGCGUGUUCUACGGACCAGAUAAAUAUAGCCCGUUAAGUCUUGGGGUUUGCGACGUUGGCUCUUCAUCCUGCAGAUGUACCCAAGGUAAAUACCAAUUAGGUAGCACACGUGGGCAACGUUUUCCCAUCAGAAUUUCAUCUAACAAAACAAGAACUCGGAGUAAGAUGAAAAAAAGGAUAAAAAAUUCAGUCUGAGGCCCAGAGACAGGAACGGCGUUACUGAACAAAAACAGACAAACAAUAAAACUAACACAAACGACAAACUACCUAAGAAGGAUAGAUUGAAGUUAACAUUUCGUGACCCCAAAAAUUGAUGUAUGGUUAUUGGCACAGCCUAAUCAUCUCUGUCGGGAAAAAAUGGCAAGACAAAUGGCUAAGUAGUUCUGCGUUUCCCGUCACCCUUACAUUGAGGCCGAUUACUUACUUUUGAGGGGAGGGGAUGGGUCAUUUUAGAUGGAUAAAUGGCGUCUAGUUUUUGAACAAAAGAUCUUCUUGGCAACUUCUCCUUCAAAAGGUAGAUUGUUGAAUAAGCACCUCACCGAAGAAGCAUGAAUGAUUAAGGCGUUAAUUAAUUUACGAAAAUUUUUUAAGGAGCCCACAAAAGUGUUUUUGCAUAUGAUAGUUAUGAAUAUAACGGCUUUAAUCUGUCUGCUAUUUUAGACGAAUGUACUCAACCAGAUCCCCCUAUAGGCAACAUUCGAAAGCUGAUCGAUAAAGCUUGUGACAAAUACCAUUAUGGUAAGUCUGAUUCAUCUCUUUUUUUUCAGUUAACGAAUUCGGAAUUUUGAAAACGCAUUGUAUAGUGAGACAAAACAGUCAGCUGCCGCGGGCUCUCGGUCGGUGUCGACGAACGAAAAAAGUGAACGAGUAGCGAAAUAGCGAACUAGAGAGAAACGACGAGAAGAGAGGAGGGGAGAGUCUGUGAGCAUCUCAAUUUUCAAAUACCUCAAUCCGCCCAUUUCCUGAAAAACCCUUUCUUGUGUCAAAAUGUCAAAUGUCAAGGCGUCAAAAGGUACGGUGUAUGAGGGUUUCACCUGCUCGACAUGUUUUUUCGACUGCGCGUGCGAAGCCAAAUGAUUGACGUAAGUAUUGAAGUAAACUGUCACAAUUGACCAAUCACAGGGUAUACCAGGAGUAGGUAUACCGGAGGAAGUAUUGAAAAUAAUGCUUAUACAGGUUCCACUACUCCGUCUCCUCCUAGGCCCCACCCGGUUUUGCAACUCGAUCCGCUUCCUUCACUUUCUUGGAGCGUGGGACAGGCUAAGAUUCUUGCUAAGCGCUACAAUUAAUUGAAUACAAAGAGAAGCAAGUGUUUUAGUUUUAUAUUUGAAUAUUAAGUACCCGAGGCCUUGUCGAAAGAGCGGCAAAAUAAAACGGCAUCGUUUACUUUCCAUUAUUUUGUUCACAACUAUUUGUCCAAUAGAAUUUCAGUAUAUCGAAAAUUAACCGAAUUAGCAAUUUAAAUCACAGGGAGCAUGUGUUUUUAUGCCUUUUUAAUGAUUUUAUCAACAGCAAAUCCAUGUACCAUCUUGCACUUUAAAAGAGAAUGUUUCAUUGAGAUCACUUUUUAAGCGGUUGAAAAACAUCGUAAUGGUCUCCAAAAAACUUUGAGCAUUUCAUUUCAUUUUCACGGGAGUGUUGGGAUAUUGUCUGCCUGGCUCACAGUCAAACCAAGGCAAUGCAAAAUAGUUUUUUUAAACUAUAUAUUGUGUUUGUUAUUACAACUUACAGUGAUCAAAGGAAGAGUUGAGCUCAUCGAUGAACUAAACACCCUGGUAGAGUACGUGGUAAAAGUAUUGCAAGUUAUUAAGCAAGGGAACAAGAACGUAAACGUUGGGGAAGCAAUGCAUCUUUGGAGGAGCAGUGCCUGUCACAGUCCAGAUCUCAAGAAAUAUAAAGAGUAUCUGUUUAUGGGGCUAGACAACGGAAAUCACUAUCAAUUGGACAAAAAUUCGUUCGUUAAACUGUGGCCCAGGCGCCCUGCCAACAACAAGGACAAAAAAGUAUUGGAGGAUUUUGCCAGACAGUAUGCAUCUGGUGCAAAAUGCAAAAACUAA
Molecule: messenger RNA, 52304 nt
Organism: Porites lobata
Lineage: Eukaryota; Metazoa; Cnidaria; Anthozoa; Scleractinia; Poritidae
Source: the annotation of a GenBank genome assembly